CUGAUUUUUUUAAAAACACCAAUAAAUUCAAACAUUUUCAAAGUUUUAGACUUGCCAUGUUUCUAUCAGCGAAUGAAUAACAACCAACCAACAUUUUUGUAUAACUGCUGCUUACAAGGAAAUUAAUAUAUGAUAAUUUUAAAUUUCUGUUUGGUGGGCUUCCUAGAGUAAGUGGGUCCUCAUGCUUGUGUGCCACUGACAUGAAUGGGAACCUAACUUUCUAGCUUUAUUUUUGGUACCACUGAGUGGCCAAUUCCUUCUUCUAAACUUCAUCAUGGACUACAAACCAGUCAACAAGGAUACUCUCUAGCUGCAGAACUAAUGAACUUAAUAGAACUUGAAUAAAUAAACAUUUCCAGUGCAAAUGGAAGCUUGAACAACUUUCAGCCCACAGUGUAUAGAACUAGUGUAAAAUUGGGGCUAUGCACACAUCAGUGGCUUAGGAUGCAGUGAGGUUGAUUUUUCUCAGUGCUUCAGUUCACAUUCUUACAUUGCUGUACACAGUUGAGAGGGAGUGGGGAUGUCUUCACCUGAUUUGUUUCUGUGUGCUGAUCUCCUGUUUGCUGAAGCUGCUAUCUGCCCAUGUGUCGUCUGCUGUCUUAAAUGUACCCACCUCAGUUUACCUUUUUGAACAGGUUGGAAGUUGGUUUGGGGGGUAGUGCAUCAAUCAGCAGCAGUUUCUCAAGAAACUACAGGAUAAAUAUGGAUUGCUGCUCAAGUCAAGUGUACUCAGCUUCAAACACCAGCGGUGGGAAUGCGCUGGAGCCAAAGUAAAUGAAAAUGGACGUAGCCAACAGAGGGGAGCACCUGUCCCCAUCAAGUAAAACAAUAUAGGUACUUUUCUAAUUGACCAAUCAGCUCGGUUCUGCCUCCCCUAACAAAAGUCCUGGUUCCCCUUAACCAAGUCCUGUACCCUGGCUACGCCCAUGUAUAUGGCCCACAAGAACUAUUUGCAAAUGCAAAGUGGGGCAAGUGUAAAAUUCAAGUUUAUUGCACACUUGGGAAUGCACAAAUGUGCAUGGUGCUUGGCCAGAGUGUGCUUUUCAGGCUUUGUGGUGCAAUUUUAGAUACCCUUACAUCCGUGGUUCCCAACACAGGGGCAAUUUGAUUUUGAAGGGGGGCAAUUGAGAAUGAGUUAUUUAGAGUUAAUGGCUUCCUCCAUGUGAAUAGGUGCCCACUUUUUGAAUAAUAAGAAUUAUAUGGGGGGGCAUCAGGAUUUUAGAAAUGCUUAGAUGGGGCAUGGUCAAAAAAAGGUUGGGAACCACUGCCUUAGAUGGAAGUAAGCCCUACUGAGCUUGGUAGGGUUUUUCUUUCUUCUGACUAAAGGCGCCCAGCGAGUUAGUCAGGCUACAGGUGUCUGGCCAGAAGACGACGCCCGGUGAUCUGCAUGUAACGGCGCUUCCUUCCCAUUUUUAUUUCGUUGCCCUGCUCCUCGGCGCUGUCGCUGGCCUACAGAGGUGCUGCCCUGCGAGAGGACGCGCGCUCCUUUCCCAGAGAAAGAGGCGGGUUUAGAGGUCUGAUUUCCAGCCAGGAGGCCGGCAGAAACCAGCCGGUGGCGCUGCAGCUGCGGAAGAGGGCGGCCCGCCUAUUCUCGUCAGGAGGGCCCCGCAGGCUGGAAACGGAACAGAGACAUGUCGGAGCGGGGCUGAGGCUUUCUCACAGCCUCAGGAGCAAAGGGGGCGGCAGCAGCAGCGGCGGCGGCGGCGGGACAACGACGGAGGCAGCUGCGCCCGCUGCCCCUAGGCCCCGCAACCGGAGCAGCAGGGGGGAGAGCCGCCGAAGUGGGCGGCGGCGGAGGAAGCGGCGGCUGCAGGAGUGGCGGCGGCGGCGGCGGCGGAGGCAGCAGGCUGGAUCCCUCCCCGGGAAGAUGAGGCGGAGGCCCGGGGAGCUGAGCGGGCUGAGCUGGGACGCGUUCCUCUCAGCCGCCAGGACAAGAUGGCAGCGGCCGAGGAGGCGGCGGCAACAGCAGCAGCAGCAGCAGCAGCCGCAGCCAGAGGCUGAGCCCGGCCUGGGAGGCGUCUCCUGGUAGUAGCGCUCUGGUCAUGCCGAGGGCUGCGGCGGCGGCGGGGACUGUAGCGCUGCCGGAUCUGUGAAGGUGAGAGGCUGGGAGGAGGCGAGCGAGUGACCGAGCGACCCUUCUUCCCCGCUGAGCGGGCAGAGCCAAGCUGAAACGCCCCCCCGUCCCCUCCCCUGCCCGCCACUAUGUUUUGGGAGUUGUUGUGAACAAAAACCGAGGGGGCUGAACAAGGUAACCAAAUGAAAAAGCAUUUUAAUCCCCCCCCUUGGGUAAAAAGAGCUCUCCACCUCUGAACUGGCAGUGGAUCCCUGCCCCCCCUACAUACCCCUGGCUUCGACCCAAGGAGCUGGGGGCGCCCUGAUCUUGGGCUGUAGGGCGAAUCCUGUAGGAUCGGUCCGGGAAAGUGAGGCAGGUCAGGUUUUCUCGCCGUCAGUUGCCCCUUUUCCGGAACCAGGAUUUGUUUGGGAGGCUUUACCACCACCCCCCUCCAAAAAGGGGAAAAGGAAGGCAGGUUUUCUCGGAAGUAAAUCCCUUUUGGGACUUCCGAAGAAUUGUGCGUGGAUUGCAAGUGCCAAGGGGACUGGCUGUACAUCCUGUGUUUUAUUUGCAGCUAGACGUUGAGUUAGGGCUAUCUAGGAGCCUCUCUAAUUCCCUACCGGAUCUGAGAGCUGGGAUAGAAGAAAUAGUACGAGAGUACCCGCGAGCAUGUGCAGAGUUCUAUUUAUAUUGUACACCCGCACCCGGUCCCCGUGAUUCUGGGACUAAGAGGACUGGUUGCAAGGUAAGGACAUGAUUUCCAAAACAGGGUUGAGUCCUGGCGCACUUCUUUUUACAAGUCAACUGCUGCCUGACAUGGGGGCUUAACCUUCGCACAUCUUCUUGCUCCAUCGGAUGAAGCUGGUGACUCAGAAAAAAAAAGGCUUUUAAAUGCUGAAGACGGAGCCACAUUUUCUAAAACAAAAAUAAAACCCACAUUUCCUAUGUUUCCUUUUUUCCAGUAUAAAUUGACGAAGUCGAAUUAGGAAGAUAGUGAGGCUUGCUGCCACCAACAGCUCUGAGAGCCAACAGAUUAGUACUGUACUGUAUAUAAAUAGUUCAGCUCCAUUUCGUAGUAUCGCUCCCAUUCUUGCUUUCUGUGGCGGUCUUUUCGUUUGGCAACCAGAAUUUUCUCUUUUGUGUGUCUCCCACCCGUUUGCACUUUUGCUAGAUAAGCCUGUUCGGGCCUCUGUAAAACUAACCUUUAGGAUCUCUGGAUAUGAAAGAAGAAAUGUGACACGACUGCUCCGCUUGCAACUUGCUAGGGCAGCAGGAAGGCGUGGUCGCAAGCUACUCUAGUUACAAGGGAUUAUUGCUUUCCUUUGGGACUCAGGGAUAAUUUGCAACUGUAGUUUUGGGAAAGUAAUGUCUAUUUCCAUGUCAGAGAGGGGAAACGCCAACUUAAAAUGGUACGUGAAGUGAACAUUUGAUACUGGCAGUAAUUCAGAGCUACAGGGGCUUAAAGUUGAUGUAGAAUUUAAAACUAAUAAUCACUUAGUCUUUGAUUUCUUUUAAGUGAAAUGCUGGUUUUUGUAUUUUGUUUUCCCCCUUCAUAUUGUGGUAUAGUUUAUUCACUGUAAAACGAAGUACUGUGAAAUGAUACUGUUUACUUUAUCUAGCAUUUUAGUUUGUCGUUUUUUGUUGCUUGGUGACAAGCUUAGAUACUGAUUUGAACAAGAACCGUGUGUAGUCAAGGUUUAUUGAUUUUUAGAUUUUAAAUAACUUGAUUAAAUAAACAUUAAACUUUGAUAUCUGUUACAGGAUUCCAGUGCUUUUAGUACAGCAGCUUUAUACCCAAACACUUGUUUGGAUAACUAACAACUUGUCACAUUUUCAACAAGAUUUAGGGGGCAAUCCUAAUCAUGUCUACUCAGAAGUAAGUCCUGUUGAAUUCAGUGGGACUUACUCCCAAGUAAGUGGGGCUAGGAUUUCACUCCAAUGUACUAUGACAUUUACAUUAUUUUUCUCAUUCUAAAAACAUAUUCAUCUAAAUUUAUCUUUGGAUAGAGAUUUUGUGCAUGUUUUGUAGGUUAAAAAUGUUGAGUUCUCUUGGCCAGAGAUAUUGGUGUCUUAUUCUCGUGUGCCUUGUGAAACCAGAUACUUGGAUAUGCAUGUAGCUAAUUUUGUAAAUGCACUUAUUUUAAGCCAUGACUAUGCACUAAGUGCUAUAUAAAGUGUACUGUUAAUCAUUGGCUCUUUGUUUUGUGGUGUUCACAUCUAUUCCUUUUCUAAAUUAACAAAUCAAGAACAAUGAUUUUUGGCAUUCCCUGUGUACUUUACUUGAUAGUUGUUGGAUUCUUGUAUGACACUAAAUAGGCUAUUGGAAUCUUAUUUUUGUGGAAAUAAAAACUUGACAUCUGUGUAUAGCCCUUCUUAGAAAACUAAUUAAAAAGUCAUGAUGCUCUUUUCUUCCUCAUAGUAGGGCAGUUAUGAUGCUGAGUAUAGUAUUAACUGAAACUACUCAAGCUAUAAUAAGGCUCAUUGUUUGUUUGAAUUUUAGUUUCAUACACGUGACAAGGAGUAAAGAUGUUCUGACAGUUUUUAGAAGUUUGGCUUGUUGGAGACCUUUUGUAAAUGCAGUGUUAACAUCAGGCUAUUUCUUCUGUAGUGCUAAAGUGCCUAAUAUUAAUAAGCGUGUCAUUGCGCACACAGAUUAAGAAGCACGUAACUAGGUCAUGGCUCUAGUAUAGAGUUUGUGAAUGAGCCAAGCUCUCUUAAAAGGUAAUGAUUCCAUGGAAAAAAUAUUACAUUGGUCACACAUAGCUGACCUACUCGAGCUUAUUAUUAUUAUGGGUAACUAUACAUGAACUAUAUAGCCUAUAAAUAAGAAGUCUAGCCUAUAUUGUUUGACUUAGAAAAACAGUACAACCCUGUACCUGUCUACUCAGAAGUCAGUUCAGUGAGGCUUACUCCCACAUAAGUGGGUAUAGGCUUGCAAUCUAAUAAUUAUUUGUAAUGUUUGGAAGCUUCUCAAACUCUGUAAUCAUAUUUUUGUUGAUGUAAGUAUUAGUGGACAAUCUUAUCUUUUUAUAGUUCAAAAAGUUUUUGUAUGCAAACUAAUGACAUACAUAAGGACGGUAAUAAUAAUAAUAAUUUUAUUAUUUAUACCCCGCCCAUCUGGCUGGGUUUCCUCAGCCACUCUGGGCGGUUUACAACAGUAAGUGGUUGAAAAGUCAGAGGGUGGUAUCUGAUUAAGUUGUGCUUCAGAGUGGGCACAUUGAAAUGCGUAGACUUAAGUAUGAUGUUGUCUGGGGUGGGGAGCCUCUGGCCUGGGAACUGAAUGCAGUCCUCCAGCCCUUGCAAGCAUCCCUAGGCUAUGUUCUUUUGUUGGGCCACACCCCCCAUUGGCCCUGCUUUUUGCCAUCCUCAAGUGCUUUUGCCUGUCUGCCUGUCUGAAAUGUGAUAAUGCCUCUUGCUUGUGUAAAUGGGAAGGUGAGGGUGCACAUGUAGAAAUCUCUCAUUUUGUGUAGCUAGAAUGUGUAGCCCAAUGUACAAAAGGAAGAGUUGCACCUGCUGCUUUGCAUAUUUUUGCCUCUGGGCUUCCCCAUUACUGAUAUGCUUCCCCCAGAGACUGAGAAAGGUUCCCCACUGCUGACCAACCCCCUUUCAAUAAGACUGACUUCUGAGCAAACAUAGUUGAAGCUGGGCUGCUAAUUGGUUCCUUUCCAGAAUGCUUAGUCGGUAGGAAACUCUGAAACAAAUUUUACAUUUAACUUGGUUGAAUUUGAUGAAGUGAAAGUCAUACAUAGGCAUUUGCUUGGAUUUGAGGAAGACUGAGAAAAAAACUAUUUCAGUUACUUGUGCUUGUCCUUUAAGACGCGGGUGGUGCUGGUUAAAUCACAGAGACUAGGACUUGCCGAUCAGAAGGUCGGCGGUUCGCAUCCCCUUGACGGGGUGAGCUCCCGUUGCUCGGUCCCUGCUCCUGCCAACCUAGCAGUUCGAAAGCACGUCAAAGUGCAAGUAGAUAAAUAGGUACUACUCCGGCGGGAAGGUAAACGGCGUUUCCGUACACUGCUCUGGUUCACCAGAAGUGGCUUAGUUAUGCUGGCCACAUGACCCAGAAGCUGUACACCGGCUCCCUCGGCCUAUAGAGCGAGAUGAGCGCCGCAACCCCAGAGUCGGCCACGACUGGACCUAAUGGUCAGGGGUCCCCUUUACCUUUACCUUUAAUGCUCUAUAGCUUUUCGUAAUUCAGUGACAAUCAUUCAUUUACUCUCCUCCCCCUCCCACAAACCAUAUGUCAAAUACCUUAAGUAGGGACCAGAAAAACAUCACUGGACCUAAAGUAACAUGUUGAGUGGCAUCCUAGUUGUCAACCCAGAGGCAACAAUGUCUAAAGAGAUCAAGGUGAUUUAAAUUCCCAAGAAGAAAAGGUUGAUUUAAAUAACUGAUGUAAAACAAGUGUUUAAUUUGUAUUUUUUAAUUUGUAUUUCCCGAACAAGCCUAAAUAGUAAUAUAGCAACCAAUAAAUUGUAACUAUGGUAAAUAGCUCCCUUAAACUUACCUUGAAGACUAAUCCAAAACUCUGACCAUCCAUUUUUUGUGCUACAGGAUCUAUGUUUGCUUAGACUGGGGGGGUUGUUGUGAUUUAAGGGUGUUUUUUUGGCACUUUUUUUUUGCACAUGUAAGAACACUAAGCAAGUUCCUAUACUUGGAUGCUAAGUGCCCAGAACUUUUCUUAUUUAUUUUAUUUAUAAACCUGUCCACCACAUUGAACCCAGGACAGAUUACAACUAAAUGCAGAUUUGAAACAAGCAGACCAGCACCACAUAAAAAUAUCUUUGAAAGAUUUCAAAGAUUUCUUUGUGUUUUCUUUAACGUCAAAGCAGGCUCGUGCAGGCUGCUUGGGGAGGAAGAAUAGAUAGGAAAGGCUGCUUAAGCCUUUUUGCCUAUUAUAACUUUUUGAACUACUAUUUGUAUUGCAGAAGUUAUUAGCCUGCCAGCCUUUCCUCCUGCACGUGAAGGUUCGUUCCAUGAGAGCCUGAAAAGGAAAUAAAUAUAUAAAUAAUGUUAUUGUUGACACAAGUUCAUUUGCCAGUUGCCUGGAAGCAGAUCUUAUUUACCAGUGGCGGCUUUUUAGAAGCCUGUUAUGCUUUCUUUCUGUCCCUUGUCUCAUAAUAUCAGGUACUGCUACUUAUUUUGUCUCCAGUAUUUUCCUCCCGUAUAAAUUAAGACACGAUUAUGUCACUCCCUAAUUACCUUCUCAUCGUCAAGUCGAGAAGUGCUGUUGUUUUCCACGUUACAGUUCAGUGCAAUGUUUCUGGUUAAUGGUACUUAAAAUAGCAGUGACUAGUUGUGCCUGGCAUCAUGCCCUUGGUGUCUUCAGUUUUCAUAACAGUUUCGAUUCGGGUAUGAUUUUGAAUAAUUUGUUGGGUUCUGACCCUCCGUUUACCAGGAAGUUGUAACGUGUGUUAGAUUAAAUCUGUAAAGAUUAAAAAACACACCAAAAGUAUAGCUGCACAGAUGCUUUGGGCGGGGGGUGGCGGCAGUCUGAGUAUGAGCCAUAUGUUGGCAAUUGCUUGCACUUUGUAACUUUGCUUCUCAAUCGCUGUUGCAUUUAAUCUAUUUUGAUAAGGGAACCUGUUACUGGAAUGCUCCUGAAAUACAAGAUUGAGCUAUGAGAAUCCUAAAGUUGAUCAGUGCAAGCACCAGCUGUACAAGCAUUCUACUUUUAUUUUAAGUAUUCAGCUAUUUUAAAAGUGUAAAGUUGGAUGGUCCUUUUACUGUCACUUUUUACCAAACAGAAAGAUCCUUCCGAAACUUACCAGAUAGGUUUUGUUUUGGCACAAACCCCUGUUAGUAAAAAGUAGUCCCCUGAAUACUUGCAGUUCUGUUUAGUUGGCGUACUCUACAAUUGUUAUAUGGAAAUGAUUUUGGAAUAGAAAAGAUUGUCUUUUUGGGGGGUUGGAGGGAGGGAAUUAUCCUUCAUGUCACUCUCCUCUCGUCACUUGGUCUAGAAGCAGCUGCUAGGCUUGCCUCUAUAUUCAGUGCAGCAUUAUGACAUUGUAGUGAGUUGCUAUAAAAAUCAGGCAGAGGUCUUAACAGAGGCAUAACAUGUGACACUAUCACCUGUGAGUACUGUGUGUAAUUAUGUAGUGUUUUACAUCAAGCUUCCAUUAAUGUGGGAUUAUGGCUUGGCUCUGUGGUGCAACCUUAACUGAUCCUCUUGAUGAAUCCCUCCAUCUUCUGGAGCAGUUCAAAAUGCCUUCCAGCUAGUAACCGUUGGUUCUGAUUAUUCAAUCUACUUAAUGUGUGCCUUUGGGCAAGACAGGUUUGGAAAAAUUAGGGAAAUAAUGCUCUCAGUUGCUAAAACAUUAGGGUGUGUCAGAAAAGUUGUGAAAUCUUUCAAAUAAAGUGGGUUUCUAUGAGAAAGGUGAUGUAAAAAAUGUUUUUAGUAAAUAAAGCUUGGGGUGGUUCUAGAGCAGGGUGGCACAACUUUUCAUAUCAAGUGGGCCGCAAGAGUACUUUGACAUGGAAGCCACGGGCUACAUAGUGCCUUGUUGCAUGGGAAGGGGAACAGGAGGCCAAAUUUGACGUUAGCCCCAGCCCUCAUGCUGCCUUCCCAAAGCUGAGUAAGCUGGGCUUUGGGAAAGAGGUGCGAGGCUCUGGCGGGGUCCUAGAGUACUCCCUUUUUCCUUCCCAAAGUUGGGAAGGCAUUAACUAGACUUUGGGAAGGAAGCUGGAGGACUCGUGAACACUGUCAGAGACCUCAUGCCUUCUUCCUGAAGCCCAGCACUUAUCUUACCUGGCUUUGGGAAGGCAGUGCUAGGGCUGCGGGAAGGGGAGAGGAAUGUCUAGGUGCACUUUUUAAUAACAAGAAUACAAAGCUGAAAAUGAAGGAACUGCAGCUAAAAUAUUAUGUUCAUUUUUCACAUGGUCUAGUCCUUCCCCUGCCCACCUCCUUAAUACUCUUAAGAGAGUUUUUCCUCCAGUCUUCAGAGAGUAGCUGGAAGUGGGGAGGCAGAAAAAAGCCCUCCUUUUCUUCCACUCUGCAGUUUUAAUCUGAAAUCUUAGGCAUGGUACUGCGUCUGGAGCUCAGAAAGUGUUCGCGCUAACGAAAUUCCCUGUUGCAAAAUGCACCUAGAACAAUGAGAGUUUCGGACACUGUCCUUAACGCGUGCAUUAAUAUAUUUACAUACAGGGUUGGCAUUAUGUUGUAUUUUGAAAGGAUGCACUGUUGAGAUACUCCAUUUUAUUUUGACUGUUUAUUGGCAAAGCAAGUCCUUGAAUUGUCAUAGAUGUACUACAGGCAUAGUUCUUUGCAUGAAGAAAUACUUCCUGCUUGUUGACUUGCACAAUGGAGUAGAAAUGUUUGUGUGUAUUAUGUGUUUAAUGACAUGCAAUUCAACAUGUGUUGCUUGGAAUUUAUCUGCUUUAGCAUGCCUUGAAUUUCAUUCCCUGCAGCAAAAGUGAAGGCAGGUAUAACAGGCCUAGACUGGAGCAGGUCUCUGAAGAAUCCUGUUGUUUUUUCUUGCUCAACUGUAGAAAAUUAAUUUUGUUAACAGGCAUGUCUCUUCUUUUCUUCUGUUCACAGUAUAUCUACAAAAAUAAAGAUUAGAUGGACAAGUUAGUUUGCUUUUCUGAACUUAUUUUAAAAACUCUAAAAGGAUUCUCCUAUGUUUUAAACAAAUCAGUUACCAAGACUGUUUAAGUAGUAAUGGGAGAAAGGCUUUUCCCAGUACAGUGGUACCUCGGGUUACAUACGCUUCAGGUUACAGACUCCGCUAACCCAGAAAUAUUACGUUGGGUUAAGAACUUUGCUUCAGGAUGAGAAAAGAAAUCAUGGAGUGGUGGCUAAAGUGGUCUUCAGGUUAAGAACAGUUUCAGGUUCAGAACAGGUUAAGAACAGACCUCCAGAACGAAUUAAGUUCUUAACCCGAGGUACCACUGUAAAUACUCUGGAAAAUUAUUGAUUGGCAACUUACAAGGUUAAAAUACCAGCUGCCAUCCUUAACCAGCUAACAAGCUUGUGUUAGGAAUGAAGAUGAAGUGAGAAGUUUUAGCUACCUUUAUAUCUACCACUGAGUACUAUCUUAGUGUGUGUUUUGCCUGCUGUCUUUUUCAAAGUUCCCCUCUUAAGGGGCCGGGGUGUUUAAGAACCAGAGUAAAAGUCACACAAGAGGCAUGUGUAACAGCGUCUCCCUCAGAGUUUUUCAGAGUCUGGGACAGGGGUCAGCAAACUUUUUCAGCAGGGGGGCCGGUCCACUGUUCCUCACACCUUGUGGGGGGCAGACUAUAUUUUGAAAAAACAAAACGAAUUCCUAUGCCCCACAAAUAACCCAGAUAUGCAUUUUAAAUAGAAGGACACAUUCUACCCAUGUAAAAACACGCUGAUUCCUGGACCGUCCGUGGGCUGGAUUUAGAAGACGAUUGAGCCAGGCCUUAGUUUGCCUAUCCAUGGUCUGGGAGCUGGGGAGUGACAAGUAGAAAAUCAGAAAACAUUGAGCUGAAAAAAACAGCUGAUGUGGAAAGGGUUAUGCAGCAUCUCUGCUAUUCCCCUGCUUCUCAUCACAGCCUCCUGUGGCUGCUUUUCGUUUUGUAAGAGCCCUGUGGGGGCACAGACACACCAUCUGGUUUGUCCUUGACAGGAAGCAGGGGAGAAAUAGGUGCCUAAAAAUUUAAGUGUAGCAUCCCUCUGUAGCUCUGCCAAUCCAGGUAGGAUUUUUGCUGAAAGUUGCCAUGACUACAUUUCCACGGCCGUGAGUGACCCAUAGCCAUAUUAUGGCCCUGGCUAUAGUUCUCUAUUUUUCUGUUUCUGCUGCUUUCCCCAUCACUGCCCUUCCCACCCCCAAUCUGUAGUUGCUAUUUAGAGAUGCCCAAAGUGCUUUAAAACACUGUAAUUGUGCGCUGUAAUAGUUUUGAAUUGUUGACAAAGGCCUUAUUGAUAAGCUAUGGUUUAAUGUGAAUGAGCAGUAUGCUAGUUAGCGCAUGCUGCUCAAAAGUUUCCGCAGUGCACUUUCUCCACGCCUGCUGUGCCACAGACGAAACAAACCCGAGUCUGGCUUGUCAUUCCUCAAACAAGCAGGAAUUUUGGAUUAUACAGAAUUCCUGCUUGAAUAAUAUGAGCUGCCAUAAUGUUAUUUUGUUGCAUUUCAUUAACUUUUGUAUUAGUCAAAAUGAAUGACUGAAUUGUAUGUCUAUAUCAGGGGUCAGCAACCUUUUUCAGCUGUGGGCCGGUCCAUCGUCCCUCAGACCAUGUGGUGGGCCGGACUAUAUAUUUUUUGGGGGGGGGGAUGGACGAAUUCCUAUGCCCCACAAAUAGCCCAGAGAUGCAUUUUAAAUAAAAGCACACAUUCUACUCAUGUAAAAACACGCUGAUUCCCAGACUGUCCAUGGUCCGGAUUUAGAAGGCGAUUGGGCCGCAUCCGGCCCACUGGCCUUAGGUUGCCUACCCCUGGUCUAUAUCAAUGAUAUUGUCAGCAAUGUAGUUAUUCUAUCAAGCAAAAUACACAUCCUUUAGCAUUGCACAAAGGAAGAUGGGGACCUUCCUGUAUACUUGCUCAUUGCUGUAGACCUCCCCCUUUUCAGUUACAGAGCAAAGAAAAUUCUUCUUAACCUGUUGUACUUCACUUUGCAAUAACCUGUCCCACUCAGGUUGCUGAAGCAGAAAAACGGAUCUGUUUCCAUGAAAGAAAAAAGAACCCCCCUAAUGUUAUAUCUCACAACUGAUCUGGUCAGCAUUAUUACGAUGCAGCUGCAACUUGAAAGCAUUCAGCAGUUGGUUAGGUGGUUAUGGUAGAGGUGUGUGGGAUGGGAAGAAAGGCAGUUAAUUCUGGGUCUGAUCACAUGAUCACCUUUUGCUCCAAGGGCUGAAUUAAAGUGUGGCCAGCCUUCAGAAAGGCACAUUCCAGUGGUGGGUGUGGCUGGGAAAAGUGGGUGUGCUCAAAGAUAAAGCAAUGAAAGAAACCCAAUUCCCUCCAGUUGGAUUAAUAAAAAUUAAACACUAAAGGAAAGCAGUGCCCUCCCGCAAAAUAAAAUGAGUCUGUUGAGCCUUUCACCUUACCCCCUGCUGUUGUCACUGAAAGCCUGUCUAUGAGAUGAUCAUGCCUGCCUCCACCACAGCUCACUUGCUGAUCUUGUGAUCCUCAGCACCCACAAGAAGCUGGUAAUUGAGAGCAGCCUCCCUCCCAGAUGCAAGCUGGUUGCUAGGAAACACUAGCAAACUGGCUCACAGAAUCCCUCUGGAGUUAGAGAGGAGUGUGGAAAAGGCGCAAAAUUCAAACAAGUAAAGUUACAAUCAGGAAGCAUGUAUCAUAGCUAACCUAAUUCCUAUCCUUCCCUUCUAAUAUGUUGCAUUUACACGUGAGCUCAGGUUAGAGAAGAGAGGAAUCGGCAUCAAAAUUACAACUGGACUGCUGCUGUUAGCUGAGCAAAGAACAAAGAAUCCAGAAGUGUUUUAAAUGUAAGUGUCCUUAAUCACAACUGAGCUUAGCAGACCAGCAGCACCAUCUGUCUGAAUCCUUUUCUGAAACCCUUGACAGUGGGAAUCACAAAACAGUACCAAAUUCAAAGGUGCUUACAAAAACCAGGCAGUUUUCAAAAAUGCAUGCUGCUUGCUCUGGUUGCAUAGCAGGGAACAAGCUAGAGGAGCCAAACUCAGCAGGAUUUAACCACUGCUCAUCUGUUGAUGUGUGUGUGGGAUUACAUCCUGCUUAUUUGGCUUGGAACAGGCACACAGUAAAGGCAAAAUUGAACUGUGCUGAAGUACAGUGGUACCUCGGGUUACAUACGCUUCAGGUUACAGACUCCACUAACCCAGAAAUAGUACCUCGGGUUAAGAACUUUGCUUCAGGAUGAGAACAGAAAUUGUGCAGCAGCGGCGCAGUGGCAGCAGGAGGCCCCAUUAGCUAAAGUGGUGCUUCAGGUUAAGAACAGUUUCAGAUUAAGAACAGACCUCCAGAACGAAUUAAGUUCUUAACCCGAGGUACCACUGUAGUCUGCAUGCUACUUGGUGACAUAGUGAUUUACAUGCACUGUACCUGCAAUGGAGUCGAAACAGUCUCAAGUGGAAAUAUUUGGCUUAGAAUGAGAAUAGGUAGGAAUUCCUCCCCCAAAACUGUGGGGAGUGGAAAUCUUUGAAAGAUUUAUGGAGACGGGGUGCUUACCAUGAGAAAAAAGUGCCAACAGUUGUGUGUCUUCAAACACAACUUGUAAUAUGUUGCUGCCACAUGUAGUCGUUUUUGGUUGUUGUUUUUUUUUUUUGCAUGUGGCUCCCACCAUCUGUUUUACUCAAAAUGCUGUGGAGUUAUGCCAUGACUUGGAAACUCUGGUACAAAAUGGUGGCCGCCAGCUGCUGGGAAGAGCUCCGCUGUCACUUGUGGUAGUAUAUAUUUAGUUGUUUGCUAGAUUUUUGGCCCACUUGUCAGGGUGUAAAUCCUUGGAUGUCAGUUACAAGGUACUUUAAAAUAAAUAAAAAUAUUCAGUACACGAAUAAUUGAAAUAACAAAGCAGCAGCAGAUAAAACCUCAGUUAAAAGCAAAACUAAUUUAAAAUUGGGAUGCGGGUGGCGCUGUGGGUAAAACCUCAGCGCCUAGGACUUGCCGAUCGUCAGGUCGGUGGUUCGAAUCCCCGCGGCGGGGUGCGCUCCCGUUGCUCGGUCCCAGCGCCUGCCAACCUAGCAGUUUGAAAGCACCCCCGGGUGCAAGUAGAUAAAUAGGGACUGCUUACUAGCGGGAAGGUAAAUGGCGUUUCGCUGGCUCGCCAGAUGCAGCUUGUCACACUGGCCACGUGACCUGGAAGUGUCUUCGGACAGCGCUGGCCCCCGGCCUCUUAAGCGAGAUGGGCGCGCAACCCCAGAGGGACUCGACUGGCCCGUACGGGCAGGGGUACCUUUACCUUUACCUAAUUUAAAAUUAACCAUAGGCAGACUGGAAUAAACAAGCAUUUAACAUACUCCUGGAAGUUAGCAAAAAGGAGACCAUAGGCACUUACCAGGAGAGGGUGUACGACAAAAAUGGUCACAAGUAUUUACUAAUUAUGGUCCUCUCAGAGAGCAGGGCUUCAGAUGCUGAACUUGAGCAUCAGACUAUUACAGGUGCAGGUGGUCUUUCACAUAACGCAGUCGCAAGCCACUUAGGGCUUUAAAGGCUAAUACCAACAGCUUAAAUUGGUCCUGGAAACAAAUAAGCAGCCAGCAUAACUGACACAGAAUAAGUGUCACAUGGCUCAGGAGUUCUAGCUGCUGUCUUCUGCUCCAAUUGUAAUUUCAGUACCAUCUUCCCGGGCAACCCCAUGUAAAGUGCAUUACAGUGAGUAAGCUUGGAUGUAACUGGAGCAUGUGCUGCUGAGGCAAGGCCAGCUUUUUACAGCUGGCGAACCAGCACAAGCUAAUAAAAAACACUCCUGGGUGCCAACACCACUUGCAUCUCCAUGGUAACCACCACUGAGCAGAGGUGAACAGCACACCUGGCUCUUUGGGGGGAGUUUAGCCCCAUCCAGAAUAAGCAGAUCUCCCCACUCAUAACACUUCCAUCUUCUCUGGGCUAAGCUUCAGCUUGUUUGCUCCCACCCACAAAUUGCUCCCAAACACCUGCUUAGGAUUUCCACAACGUCCUUGGGAUUAGAAGACGAAAACAAGUUCAAAGCUGCUUACUAUCUGCAUCUGGCAUUUUAGCCCAAACAUUUGGAUGAUUUUACCCAGCAGUUUUACAUAGAUGUUAGAAAGCUUAGGGAACCUUGAGGCACAUCAAAAUCUUGGGGUGGAACAGAGGUCUCACAGCAUCACCUUUGAAUAUCGUAAGAAGAGACCUGCUAGGUAAGGUAAGGUAAGGUAAGGUAAAGGACCCCUGGACGGUUAAGUCCAGUCAAAGAUGACUAUAGGGUGCAGCGCUUAUCUUGCUUCAGGCCGAGGGAGCUGGCAUUUGUCCACAGACAGUUUACCGGAUCAUUUGGCCAGCAUAACUAAACUGCUUCUGGUGCAACAGAACACCUUGAUGGAAGCCAGAGUGCACAGAAACGCCAUUUACCUUCCCACUGCAGCGGUACCUAUUUAUCUACUUGCUCUGGUAUGCUUUUGAACUGCUAGGUUGGCGGAAGCUGGGAUAGAGCAACAGGAGCUCACCCUGUCGCACGGAUUCGAACUGCUGACCUUCUGAUCAGCAAGUCCAAGAGGCUCAGUGGUUUAGACCACAGUGCCACCUGCAUCCUACUGGAUUAGGUCAAGGGCUAUAUGCUCCAGCACCUUGUUGUCCCAGUGGCUGACCAGAUGCCUGUAGGAAGCCCAGAAGCAGGACCUGUUCUCCCUCCCUCCAGUUAGGACAAGGGAACACAGUGUUGUUGUGGCUUGAGUCCCAACAGAGAGAGAAUUCAAUUGGUCCAUGAUAUAAAGAAUUGCUGAGAGGUUCAGGAGAAUAUACUCUUUUGUCUCUUCUUUAUUGUAAUGGAUCUGAAUAAUCAAUAUUCUCCAAGACUGCUGGAAUUGAUGAGCAGACAUCUAGUCUUGGACUUUGCUUUCAAAUGGUACAUUGGAAACUGGUUGAUAAUUUUCAAAGCCAUAGAAUCUAAAUUUGGCUUUUUAAAAAAAGAGGAAACGGGUCACUGUUGACUCCCUUCCAGUGAUAAGGCGCUUCUCAAAUCUUUCCCCACUUGUGUAUGAAGUGACACAUUUAGGGUGUGUUUUUGCCAGCUCUAAAUAUAUGUGUGCUCCCUGCUUGGGAGCGUUUGCUUGUAGAGACCUAGGGAUGGGGAUUGAAUUGUGAGUAAUAGCAAGUACAAUGCACAUACGUCCAGAUUAGGAACAUCUUACAAGGCAUCAACAAAAGACAAAAUAAGGAUAGUGAUUUAUUAGGGCCAAGUGCCAGAAAUAGACACUAUGCUUGGUAAAUGGGGACAGUUAAAGAUGGUUUUAAAGUAGCGGAAGGAUUGUUAGAGAAAACUCACUUGGCUAUGUUGCUUGUACAGCUUCUGAUUUCUAUCCUGCCUGAAUAAUUCUAGCCUUGGGGGCAGAGUUCGGCAUCAAGUCCUCUUCUUUUGGGUAGACUGCAGAGUGCUUGCCCUUGGAUCAACUUGGAGGCUGCUGACCUGCAUCUGUCAAGAGACUCUUUGUCUAAAAAUCAAUGUCUGAUUAUGUUAUUGUCAGAAUCAGAGGUCUGCUCUCUUCACACAUCAUUUGGUAUUAUUUAUUCAUUUAAAAACAAUUAUAUACAGCUUAAUAUUUCAUGUAUGUCUAAGACUUUCCAGUCCUUGAUUAGUUUUAGUCCAGGGUUUGUUGCUUCUGUUGUUGGGGAGUUCAGAUUAGUACAGUAGAGGGUUAACAAUGCCUUUUGUUUUUAAUCUACAAGGCUGGCUUAGUUUAUUAGUGUUUUCUCAGGCUCCUUGUGCAACCUUCAUAUUGACUCACUGGUGUACCAGUCUCUGCCUGCCUGCCUGCCUGUAUUGUAUAUUGCGGAGUCUGUAGCCAAACUAGUUUGUGUGUAGAACAGAAUAUCGGAGGUUCUGUUUAAUCAACAUAGAGAUUUUGUAAAUAUAUACAGGUGGUGAGCAUUUCAUGUGGGGGUUCCGUUCCGGGCCCCCGCGCACAUUGGCAGAGUGUGCAUAAACGUCCCCUGUUCUGUCCUUGCCCGCCCCUGUUCCACCUCAUUCUACCCCUGUUCUGCCCUCUUGCGGGUCCAAAAGGACCUGCACAUCAGUGAUCAGGCAUCAAUUGGACAUGCCUAAGAUGGUUGCCGCCUGUAUUAGCAUAAAACAGGGAUGGUUCAGCUGUGACCCUUCAUAUGUUUUUGGACUUCUAGCAUGGCCAACAGCCAGGGCUUGUGGGAGCUGCCCUGCAGCAACAUCUCAACAGCUACAGGUUAGCCGCCCCUGGCAUAAAGCUUUACCAAGAAAAACACACACACCCUGCACUGAUAUCUAGACUCUAGCUGCAUUUUCUUUCAAAUGGGAGUCUCCCUCAGUCACACGCAGCAUGGGAAACAAGAGUCCCUUUGCGUUGUAUGGAUGUCUGUGGAAGGAGCUGGAAUCUCGAUGCCUGCUGUUUGUUUUUCUUAAUCUCUCCUACCUUAACCACCUUUCUCCCAAUUAAGAUCACCUGGUAUUGGAGCUUGGCUGAGAAAAAACCCCAUCCUGGAACUGAUGGGAAUUGAGUGGUUUGAACAUGCAGGGGGUCUUUAGAACCCUCUUCACCAUUGCUCCAUUUUUCUUGUUGCAUACCUGUUUAUUGCUAUGCAACAACAACAGCAAAACAAGUGGGUUGUUCAUCCCAUUUGAUUAAAGUUAUAAUUAAUGCCAUAUUUAUGUUGGAUCGUUUAAUCAGUGCUACAGUAUGUAUAUAAUAAUUUUGUUUUUGCUAAAUUCUUUUGGGAACAGAUGACCCUGAGAAAUAACAAGGCCCAUUAGAGACAUAUGUGCUUGAUUUUAAAACAAUGUAUUAGAUCAGCACUCAUUAUACAUGACCAUGCAGAAUGUUCUUUUUGUUUUGACUAGUUUGAGGUGGGAUACCUCAGUGAAAGAGCAUAUGUUUUGAGUGCAGCUCUUAAGUUUUAAUCCUGCUGAACUCUGUUUAUAAAGGAUCUCCAAGUUUCAGAACUUGUAAAUAACUCUCUUUGCUUGAAUCACUGGAUGAAUACUGCAAGUUGGAAAAACCCCAAAACAAUUCAGGACUAGAUGGACUAAUGAUUGAAUUCUGUAUAAGGUAAUACCCAACAUUCUAAAAUGUUUACAGUGAAAUAUUUUCUUACUAGGAUCAUGUCUGUCAGCUGUUCCACUUCUCUACCUACCAAUCAAAUUCAGAUACACAUGUAGCUUUCUAUUUAAAUCAACUUGGGACAUACAUGUAUACUGAUUUUUAUACCAUCUUAGCUUUACCUCCAAAGCAUCCUGGGAAGUGUAGUUUGGUGAGAGUGUGAAUAAUUCUCUCUCAAGAUUUCUCUAGCCAUGUUUGCACAGUUACAAUUCCUGUGGUUCCCCAGAAAGAGUUACUGCAGUAGUCCCUUGUUGUAGAUAUGUUUUGUGUGUCCUUCAGUAAAUUACUUUCUUAUUAUUACAAAGCAGAAAUGUAUUUUAAGACAGAUGUGUUAGUAAUGGAACAGUGGCUUUCUCAGUUAGAUAAAGUGUAAACUUGAGAUGCAUUCUCUUAUUUCAAGGAUUAGAUAAGAAAGCAGUGGGACUAAGAUAUGAUGUCUGAAAUGAUAAAACUAUAUGUAAGGAAGGUAAAAGGGACAUGGGUGGCACUGUGGGUUAAACCACAGAGUCUAGGGCUUGCCGAUCAGAAGGUCAGUGGUUCGAAUCCCCGCAAUGGGGUGAGCUCCCGUUGUUCGGUCCCUGCUCCUGUCAGCAUAGCAGUUUGAAAGCACGCAGUGCAAGUAGAUAAAUAGGUACUGCUCCGGCGCGAAGGUAAAUGGUGUUUCCGUGCGCUGCUCUGGUUCACCAGAAGCGGCUUAGUCAUGCUGGCCACAUGACCCGGAAGCUGUACGCCGGCUCCCUUGGCCAAUAAAGCGAGAUGAGCGCCGCAACCCCAGAGUCAUCUGUGGCUGGACCUAAUGGUCAGGGGUCCCUUUACCUUUAAGGAAGGUAAAGUAGAUGGGCACUUCUCAAUGCUUGACAAAUGCUUACUGGUUUUUGUAAAAGAAAGCAUACUGUUUUGCCUAGAAUUGAUUUUUGAUGAAAUCCAGCAUUGCCUGUGGAUGUGAAGAGAUUUCCCCUUCCUCUCCCCCCCACCCCCUGCAACCCCCAACCUUUCAGAGUAGAUUUGGUAUGGGGUGGGUGGGAGGGAGGCUGGAGGGGGAGGAGAGAAUAUAGAUGCCUUGCUUGUGCAAGCCAAAGUCCAUUGCACAAGUGGGGUUCCACAACUGGGUAUCCCUCUCCCCCACCCCCAUGUAAUAAACUGUUAAAUUAAGAGAGAGAAAUCCAGACAGUCAUAGGCUUUUUAGGGAUAUUGAUGUCAGUUGCUGGCUGAUUUUCUUGAAUGUUGAUUAGAGACAAAUGGACAUACAGGCCCCACCCUGUUUUCAGGCCACUUCUGGGGAGGUAGAGAUGACUGUGUGUGUGCUUGCGUGUCAAUUGGACAUGUAUAAAAUGGUCGCUGCCUGUACUAUAUUCGACUUAAGAGUCUGUUAUUUAAUUUUCCCUAUAAUGGUAGUGGUGGUGUGAGAUUCUGUCAGGAGUAAAGCACCCAGAGAAGUUAACUCUUUAUUAAAAGAAACCAAAACAGUGCAAGCCUAGUGAUCAAGCAACUCUUCCCAGUAGGUCUUGCCCCAGUGAGGCAGUUGUGAGGUCCGAAGGUCCCCUCCUUCCCACUGUUCUCUAAGGCACCUCUCGUGGUUCCUUCCCUGGGAGCCUAAGACUCUGUCAUCUUGUCUCUCUUUGCUCCAUCCUUUUCAUUUCUCACUGCAUUCUGGGAGACCAUGGGGGAAGGGGAGACUCCCUGGAUCUUCAGCCUGCCUGAUCUCUGCCUCUUGCCCCUCCCUUCUGCCUCUGAUUCUGGGCUGCUCUCUGCCCCUGCUCUCUGCUCACUAAACCCUGUUGCCUUUUCAGCUUCCGACACCUCCUCCUCCUCCCAGUCUGCUCCCUCUUCUGCCUCUGACCACUCAUCAUUGUCCUACCACCAAUCCCCUGGCUCUAAGCCGUCUUCCCCUGAGAGUUCCCAUGGGGAUUCCCCAGCUAGUGCCUCCCACCAUCCUCUGCAUCCUGCCAGUCCAUGACGUCUUGUGACAGAGUUACCACCAAUUUCUUCCUAGAGUUGCUUUUUGAGGACUUGGGAGUGUUUUAUAUAACAAGCUCAGUCAGCAGAGCAUGAGACUCUCAAUCUUAGAGUCUUAGAGUUGUAAGUUUGGGGGAAAAGAUUCCUUCAUGGCAGAGAGUUGGACUAGAUGACCCUCGUGGUCCCUUCUAACGCUUAUGAUUGUAUGACUAAAGUGGUUGCAGAAUUAGUUUUCCAACAGAGGUGCAGUGUGUUGGGUUGGUUACACAGAGACUAGGGGAUGCUUUCAAGUGUCAUCACUUUUCAGAUUUAAGAAAAAACUAGUUUUGGCUAAUAAUUUCUGGAAAGAAGAUUCUUUCAUUUCUGUUUUUAGUGGCGAUCAUAUGAUUUGUAUAUUAGCAUUAGUGGUAUAUAUUCAUGUCUAUAUGUAUGCAGAAGUGCCAGGUGCAACUCCUUAGGAAAUGGAGGGUUUUUUUCUUUUCUUUUGGUAGAAUAAACUAGAAAGCCAAAGUGCCUUUUAUUCAUGGAAUUUAGAGUGUUGCAAUUAACUUCUUAGUCUGGCAAUUUCAAUAGUUUCCCAUUUAACACAAAUUAAAAUAUUUUUAUUCUUCUUACACCUUUUCCCCUGCGCCACAACAUAUAGUAGCAGUUCCUAUUUGAUUGAAAUGGGAUUCCCCCCGCCCCCCAUUCUGUCCAGGAGCUGUGGAGCAUCUGUAGGCCCUGGAUUAUGGGAGGGGUAUAAACAUAAAUAACAAAUCCAGUUUGAGAUUACUUUACAUAUCAUUUAAGAAUGAUUGUUUAAAUAUAUAUUUGUCCUUGAUGUGGAGAUACAAUAUAGCUUGUCAGCAAAUGGAUAGUAGCUAUUUAAAGAGAAGAAGGUUAUAGGAUAAAUUGUACUGGUUCAGGUGAUUGGGAAUACAAAGCAGGCUAAUGAAAGCUUUCACUUCAGAAUAGAACGAAUCAUAUUUUGUAUGAACUUGUGGAUUGUUCUUUACUAAAGUUAUUUAAAAUAUGCAAGGAUCAAACAGCUUCAGAUCAUGGUUUAAUAAUGUAACCUUAGGGAGAAAAGGCAUUUAUGGGAGUGUGAGAGAGGUCUGGAAAUUGAUGCAUGGUGCGGAAAAGGUAGAAAUAAUUUUCUUCUACUCUCAGAAGAUGAGAACUUGGAGUUUUACAAUUAAAUUGAUUUAGAAGUAGAUUCGCAAUCGGCAAAAAAGUACUUCACUCAACACAUAAUUAGCAUGUGGAAUUUGCUGUCAUUGCCACUGAUUACAUGAUACAUUGCAUGUAAUUUGUUCCAUAUUAUUUUAUACUGACGCAGCAAAGAAACAAGAGGCAGAGAAAGAAAUCUGUAUGUAUGCUGUAGAAUAUUGGGACAGUCAGUUCAGUGCAUGCAUGAACAUUAUCAGCUAUUUUGUCCAAAGAUUCUUGCAAAUGUAUUCUUCAAUAUUUGUCAAUAUGAAUUAUGAUGCAAGGCUUUUUCUGUGAAUUGUGAUAGAUGGGUUACUUGACUGUUGGGGACAGUGGGGCUUUGAACUCAGGUUUUGUCUUUUUCUUCAAUUUGCAUUUUAUUAUAUUAUUAUUAUUAGUUUGCAUUUUAUUUUAAGCCUUGAAUUACAGUCAAGUGGCUCCCUUAGCUCUUUCUCAAUCAUUCCCUCCUUACAUAGAAACACACUCACUAGCUAAGCUAAGGACAGCUGUAGCCCUGCUGGAAAUGGGGAGCAGUCUGCUGGGCUACAGCCUUGGUAGGGUGGCGACUGCUCUUCCUGGCUUUUGUGCACACAAGAAGUUCCACUAGUGGUGCAGCUGUACAAACAAGAGGGAAGAAACCUGCUUUUCACCAAUCUGCUACAAGAGUCUUCUCUUGAGCCACUUUAUGCUUGACUUGUGGGUUUGCAAAGGCAGUGGGAAAGGCUUUGUUUGUUCCUAUGUCCUAGGGCUGAUUUGCUCAGUUGCAGCCAGUUUUUCCACUCUGGUUUUUGCACAUCUGAUGUGAGAGGGGAUGUCAGCUGAUGGGCAGCUGAUCCAUGGUGGGAAUGGCUUGGUGGGCCAAGGUUGGGACCCAGGGUAAAAGUUUUUUACCUCUGUCUUAGAGACUCGGGAGUAAAGAAUGUUUCUUAAUCGUAUACUUAAUGGUGUACUGCAGUGCUAUAUGCAUUUUGUAUUUAUUUUGGUAAUUAAGCUUUGAAAUAUCAUUUAAAAGAGCAUUUAAAGAAUAAUAGACAAUCAGUAAUGGAAAGAGAGGAAUAAAUUUGUUAUUGAUAAAGAAAUAGUAAUGUUUUGAUUUGUUGCGAAGUAUUUAGUGGUUGUUGUGUUUAUCUGCCUUCAUUGCAAUUUUUGUAUGUAAUAAACUCUGCUUACAAACAUAAUUUGGGACCUGUUGUGUUUACAAAAUAUGGCAAUUUCCAAGCUGUGGUUUGUUUUGAGAUUUAUUUAUUCUAAAAACUAUAAAGGUACAAUGCUUUAAAUUUAUUUUAUCUCUAGAAGAAUGAUUACUCUAACUAAAUCCUACACUGGUCAACCAUGUAUAAGAGUAUGCUGGGAGCUCUCUGGUAGUAAUUCAGCAGGCGAGAAAGAUCUCUAUCUCUUUGGUAGAAUGUAAUGGAAGUAUAGUAUUUGUUAAAUGUGUGUUAUUAACAACAAAGAUUGUCUGUGGGAUGCUGAGGUAGAGGAGAGUGAAAAGUGAUUGGUUAGGUUUUGUUUUUUUUGAUGUAGUAAGGCUUGUUUUGAAAUAGGUGGGGAACCUCUGCCUUCAUAUUAUUUAUAAUUUAUAAUUUCACUUUACUUUCUUAUUGAAAUUGUCCGCAUUUGCAUCCUCAGUAUUUCACCUUUAAGAAAGUACCAUUCAUCUUGGACUCACUUCUCUUUGAGUAUUUCUGCCUAUGGGAUCUCACCCAUUAAGCUUUUUGAAAUCAGCCUUCUUAAAGUCUAGAGUGGGUGUCUGAUUAUACUCAAUUUUCCCUUGCCUGUGUAUAAUGAAAACCAAGAGGCCACGAUCACUUCCUCCCAAGUUUCCCAGUACCUCCCUUUUGUCAAUCAAUUCCUGCCUGUUGGUGAGGGCCAGGUCCAACAUAGACGAGCCCCUUGUUGCUUCUUCCACCUUCUGGAAAAUGAAAUUGUCAGUGAGGCAAUUGAGGAUUUUGUUGGGCCUUACAAUCUUGGCAGAGUUUGAGUUCCAACAGAUAUCAGUGUAGUUUCCCAUGACUACUAUAUUUCUCCCUGUUUGUUAUCUUGUUUCAGACCAGUGUUAUAGUACUAUUUAAGUACUUUUAAUAAUAUACAAAUUGACUGAGUACCUCUGUUACUUUCUUGCUUUUCAGUUUGACAGGGCUUGCAAUUGAAGGUCAUAUCAAGGCUCAUUCCAUUCGGGGCAGAGCAGCUUUGGCAGCUAUCCUCAGAUCUGUCAGUGUCCAAGAGAUUAGCAGGCCAGCCAUAUGGUUGAGCAGGUUCACAUUUACAAAGAGUUAUUACUUAGUUACCAUUCAGACAAAACCUUUACUUAGGUGCUGCAGAAUUGCUUUACUUGAGAAGGGUGUCUGGAUUCAAAUUUUCAUCCCUUCCAUGUGUAAUAUAUUUUUGUGUGCCUACAAGUUGUGGAUACUUCUGGUGUUAGCUUCACUUGGAAUUUUGAAAACAUGAUUGCUGCUGUCAUGCAUCUGAGUUGAGGAAGCAAGUUGAAAGAAGAAACGAACUUUACCCAUUGAGAGGUUCCCAAAUGGCAAUGUGUUUUACAGUAAUGAAUUGCCUUAUGCUGUAGAUGCUUCUACUAUAUUGAUAAAAAAGGACCUUUAAAAGCAAAACAGGAGAAUUCCAGUUUAAAUCUCUUCUUGCCUGUGAAUGUAGCUUCACUUCUCUGUGUUAUGGAAAAUAGUAAUAUUGGACUUUGAUUUUUUUUUGCUCACAAGUGUGCUGCUGUCUGUAAUGAGUGACGAACCUUAAAACAGCAGAUAUGGGUAGAUUGUUCCAGCAAUUUCAUUGUACUACCCCCCUUUCAAGUUUGGGAGAAAGACUGUGGAAAAGCCAUGUUUCUGAGGCACCUGGUGCACACUGGCCUUGAAAGCAGCCAAACCAGCAAAUUCCUCACACCAGGUCCUGGACACCACAAUCUGACAAAACAUUAUGGACCAUUGUUUGUAAAGAAUGCUGAGAUAAUGUUGAGCACAGUUAAGAAAAAGGUAUAUAAAUACUACAUUCCUGAAUGGUUGCUUGCUCCCAAUGUCUUUGUAGUUAAUCAAUUGUGGUUAGUUCAAACAAAAUUUAUUACUAGUACAGGGAAGUGAGCAAAAAUGAACAUACACAUGCAUUGAACUUUCAAGGCUGGUCAGAAGAGCAUUUUAUAAACUCACUGAAUGAGCACCACACAAGAUUUUAUUCUCGAGGUAUAUAUGUAAAGAAUACCAUCCUACUCACCAUUCUUCCAAGCCAGGGGUAUCCAAUGUGAUGUCAUCUAGGUAUAGCUGAGCUCCAGCUCUCAUCAUUCCCAGCUACCAUGACUAAUGAUCAGGGAUAAUGGGAGUUGUAGAACAAUAAAAUCUGGAAGGCACAAUGUUGGUUGCUUCUGUUUCAGAUUCAAAGCUGUCUGUAUAAGGUUUCCAAAUGGUGACCUAUCUAGGUAGUUGUAGCCACUCCUAGACCGUGUCCCCAUCUCCCAACCUGCAAUAUGAUCCUGUGUUCAAUAUUGUUUUAAAAGCCAGCAACGCAACAAGGUGAAUUAACCAGGUUGCACUUGCCAUCUCUCUUACAAGUCAUCGACCAGAAUGAUCAAAGUUAUUUCAGUGCUGUAAUUAAGCCUGAAGCCUGAAUGAAUUGAAUCAGGAUUAUCUGCUUCCAAGCAUGUUUGAAGUAGCCUGGCCACCACCCUCUCAAGCAUAUUGCCUGCAAAGAGGGUUUCAGUGAUUGAGUGGUAGUUGUUCAGGACAAUGUGGGCUUCUUGAAGUGGGCCUGUGCCACUGUAUCCUUCAAGGCAGCUGGUAGUAUACCAUCUUGCAAGGAGCAUUUACCACUAGACCCUAGACCCAUCCAGUUAAUCACUUGCAACUAGUUUUUAAUAGCCAAGGUUGACAAGGGUCAAGGUGGCUGCCCAGAGCCCGUCAAGUGACUUGUUUGAGACCUGAGGCCUCAACUGAAUCUAACUCCCAAUAAUUAGAUCAGGCAGUACUCAGGACACACCGACACUGUUAAGUACUUAAGAGUCAGGAAUAAGUGCAUGCUGGCAUUGAGUAUAUAGAAGUAUAAACACUGUAAGUUUGAAAAUAGUUUAUCUUUUGUUAAAUAACCUGCAGGGACAUGCAUGUUGUACAGUAUGCUGUUUAUAAAGUAAUGUUUUAUAUGCAUCCAUCAGUAUAUAAUUUGAAAAAGCAAAUUCAUAUAUGGACAAGAUUACAAAUCUCUACGGUACAUUAUGAAUACCUAAUGUACCGUAGUAGGAAUUAAUGGAGAUUCCUAUAUACUGAUAUAUUUCUAUAUAUAAUUAACCUACUAUAAGGGUUGACCCUUUAAAAAUAAAAUUGUAGUCUGCUUCCCUUUAUUAAAUAAACUCAGAAAGCUGUUUGGUUCUUCAGUGAAAAAUCAGAAUUAUUAUAAUUUGAAUAUAGUGCUGCACUUCUGAACAGGCUUAGCAUGCUUUAAACUGUGCUAUGUUAAGCUUCUAGUUGGAGAAUAGUAGCUUACAAGCAAGUGAACAUUUUAGACCCCCCAAUCCCCUCCUGCUUUAAGAAUUCAGUUCAAGAUUCUAAUGUGGAUGAGUGUAUAAUGAAGACUGCAUUUCCUUGGAGUAGCAAUGGUUGUACAGUUUUAGUGCUUAAGAUGACUCUAAAACAACAUACAGUACUUAGUAUUUAAAUCCAAGUGUACAAAAGGACUUGCAAUUUUUGUGUGUGUAGUAUGAGCAAACUUCAAACAAGCACAGAAAAGUUUUAACAUUUUCAUGGAUUUAUAAUUAAAUUAUUAGGAAACAACUGCCAAAGUUUACUGACUCUUUCCCUUUUUUCCUCUUCUUUCAGGUAUGGCCUCACAAGUCUUGGUCUAUCCACCAUAUGUUUAUCAAACUCAGUCAAGUGCCUUUUGUAGUGUGAAGAAACUAAAAGUGGAGCCAAGUAGUUGCGUGUACCAUGAACGAAUCUACCCACGGAUCUAUGUGAAUGAUAAUUUUUUUGGAAUUGCUCAGCCUCCGAGCAGUGUUGGUACUUUCUUGCAGGCUAGAAACCUAUUUGACAGACCUCAAAGAGAGACCUUUUUGUUGCAGACCAGUGCUGUUGCUUUAAAAAAUAUUGCAGGUGCUACAGAGAUAUUAGCAGUGCAGGCACAGCAACCUCAAGUGGAAGCACCUUGGACUGAGAUACAGGAAAGUGGGUUAAACGUCUUGGACCGCCCCCAGCGAUGUGGACUGAAGCGUAAGAGUGAAGAGUUGGAGAAUCAGAGUGGCGCAAUGCAGAUUGUUGAUGAACUGCCUAUAUUGCCUGCAAUGUUGCAAACAAACUUGGGAAACCCAGUGACGGUUGUGACAGCUACUGCAACUUCAAAACCAAGUGGUACCAAUGGAGAUGGAGAUUAUCAGUUAGUGCAUCACGAGGUGUUAUGCUCUGUGAAAAAUACUUACGAGGUUCUUGAUUUCCUUGGGCGAGGGACUUUUGGACAAGUAGUAAAGUGCUGGAAAAGAGGGACAAAUGAAAUAGUGGCAAUCAAAAUUCUAAAGAAUCAUCCAUCUUAUGCACGCCAAGGACAAAUAGAAGUGAGCAUAUUAGCAAGACUGAGUACUGAGAAUGCUGAUGAGUUUAACUUCGUGAGAGCGUAUGAGUGCUUUCAGCAUCGAAACCAUACUUGCUUAGUUUUUGAGAUGUUGGAACAGAAUUUAUAUGACUUUCUGAAACAAAAUAAAUUUAGUCCUCUCCAGCUAAAAGUAAUACGGCCUAUUCUGCAACAGGUGGCCACUGCACUGAAAAAACUAAAAAGUCUUGGUUUAAUACACGCUGACCUCAAACCAGAAAACAUUAUGUUGGUGGAUCCUGCCCGGCAGCCGUACAGAGUUAAGGUAAUAGACUUCGGAUCUGCUAGCCAUGUAUCAAAGACUGUCUGCUCAACAUAUUUGCAGUCUCGGUACUACAGGUAUGUAGCUUUCUGUAUUUAAUCGUUUUUCUGCCCUCUGAUUGGUAUUUUUGAAGCUUUGACUUUGCUCCAGUGUCUGCAGUUUACUAAAUUGCAUGCUAAGCAUGUUGAUUUGGAUACGUCUUGAAUUGAAUUACAUUUUUCAUUGCUCUCUAGAAUAUUUACCCCAUUAAACAGAGUGUAAAUAUUUUUGUUUUGGUUCUGCACAGAAGCCCUCAUAAGCAUAACUUCAGUUUAAGUGUCAUGUGUAAAACUGGACUAUCUGACUUUUAAAGUGGAUUAUGAGGUAAUAGUCCAGAAGAGGUUAUUUUUGAAUUCUGCUUUGUAAAGCACAAUUCAGAAUAUGUCCUUUGUGUGUGCAAGAUAGCCUGGGAGAGAGAGAAAAGUUGAUAUAAACCUGAUUUUAUCAUAUACCUUAUACUUUAUAGCUAAAUACCUUAUAGCUAAAUCUUUGGUUGAAGGGAUAUGAAUUCAGCAAACGUACAUGUUACCUCUUGAAAUUUGAGAGUACUUUUUAUUUUGUGUAGUAACUAUUAUGCAAAUAUUAUGGGUGAUAUCCAGUGGUGCCUUGUAUGCCUCCUUCCAGCAACUCCUGCAGCCAAACCGAUGCCAAACGUUUUGCCCUACUUUGGACCACAUCAGCGAGACCGCUGGGGUCUUGUCAUCUGGGCAGCCCAGGACUGUCAUACACAUUGCCCAGGGAGGUCACUUUGGUGCUGCUAAUGCAGCGGUUUGACUUAACCCACAGAGGUGCACUCCAUUGUCUCUCGAGACAGAUGGAUGCCAACAAGUGUCAAAUGUUAGUCACAACUCAGUGUAGACCAGGCAUGGCCAAACUCGGCUCUCCAGAUGUUUUGGGACUUCAACUCCCAUCAUCCCUAGCUAACAGGACCAGUGGUCAGGGAUGAUGGGAGUUGUAGUCCCAAAACAUCUGGAGGGCUGAGUUUGCCUAUGCCUGGAAAUCAGUGGGCUAACCUUGGGUUUUUUAAAAUACUGCAGGUUGGCCUUAAUUACUAUGGGUUGGAUCCAGAUUUUUUUGGAAGCAAAACUUUGUUUAACUGGUCACUUCCGUGGGUGGAAGGAGGGAGGAGGUGAGUUUUGCUGAUUCCUCGAUCACUGUACCUUCCCCAAACAGGAGGAUUGUGGGGGCAGUGCCCGCUGGAACUGUUGUGGGAGCUAGUACUGGGGCCUGAAACAGAACAGGAUCCUGAGCCAUUCCACAAACUGCAGGUGCUCUUUUGUUCUCAGAAGGACGAGUCUGGAUCUAAUCUUAAAGGUAUUAAUGAAUUUAAAUUCCUGUGGAAUAAAGUCUACAUGCUGGCUAAAGCUGGCAGAGUUGCUAAAAAUGGAGAGGUGUAGAAAUAUUUUUACAGAUAUUAGUGAUUGACUAGUAUUGAUAGCAGGGACGCGGGUGGCGCUGUGGGUAAAACCUCAGCGCCUAGGACUUGCCGAUCACAUGGUCGGCAGUUCGAAUCCCCGCGGCGGGGUGCGCUCCCGUCGUUCGGUCCCAGCGCCUGCCAACCUAGCAGUUCGAACACCUCCGGGUGCAAGUAGAUAAAUAGGGACCGCUUACCAGCGGGAAGGUAAACGGCGUUCCGUGUGCUGCGCUGGCUCGCCAGAUGCAGCUUGUCACGCUGGCCACGUGACCCGGAAGUGUCUGCGGACAGCGCUGGCUCCCGGCCUCUAGAGUGAGAUGAGCGCACAACCCUAGAGUCUGGCAAGACUGGCCCGUAUGGGCAGGGGUACCUUUACCUUUAUUAUUGAUAGCAACUGUUGAAAUGGCUGACAUAAGGAAUGGUGGAAAUGCGCCUGCUUCAGCUCCACUUCUGAAACAAAGCAGGUCUGCUUUAGAGUAUUAGGAUACCUAUGUGUUUUACUUUGAGGUCCUCUUGAGAGGGGAAAAUUGAAAAGAGACAGGAAGAAUAUGAAUUUUUCAUUUCACUUUUCAUUACACAAGGUGGUUUACAAACAGAAGAUACAACCAAAUAUACAACACACAUUAUAAUAUGAACCCUGGUUUAAAAGAAAUAAUGCAUGAAGUGUUGAAGACACAGCUCUUUUAGAUUCCUCAUCAGCAGACCUGAUGUACCUGGAGUUGACUAUGGAGAGAUUUUUUCAGUUGUAGCACAAUCUUUAUAGAAUCAUCCCCACUCUGCACUAAGGCAAAUGGCAACACUGGCGUUUCAGUGAUUGCUAAAUCUCAUUAACUUUUUCCCCAUGGCUGUUAGUAUCAAAUGGUUGAAUUCAUCUGUUUUAUUUCUGCUCUGGCCUGUUGACUGGUGUGUUAUUUUCUAUUGUAAUUUUAACGUAUUUAUUCUAUACUGCUUUUUCACGUCAAAUGAAAGGCAGUGGAUAGAUAUUUUAAAUAAAAACAGUAACUGCUGUAUAACAAUAUGGAAUAAAGCAUUUCAAUUGCUCAGAAGUGCCAUAUGAAGGAUGAAUAGAUUUCUCUGAAAGUGGAGUACUUGAAAACUGAGGAAGUUCAUGAACUUGGAUAUCUAUAUAAUGCUGACAGAAAAUAUUUUAGUUAUCUCUCUUCAGUCUUGCUAUCAGCUUCGUGAAGCAGGUACAUAUGAAAUCUAUAGCUAGCAAGGGGCCUAGUGGAGCUGUUCUGUUAUUGACGUACAUCUGAUGAAGUGGUCUGCAAUCCCUGAAAGCUUAUGCCAUAAUAAUGCUGUUGGUCUUUUAGAUCCCACAAGUGCAACAGUCUGACAAGGGUACACCUCUGGAAAUCUGAGUAUUUUUUUGACCAUAUGUGUCUUACCUGGCAAUACAUGUUAUCUGCAGGAGUUCUGUUUGGGUUUUUUUUAAACUUGAAACCAUUGUAAUUUAGUUUUCUGUUUUUUAAAGCUGUAAAAAUUAUUUCAAAUUCCUGAGUACUAGAAUGAGAUGUUCAGGAUCCAGCUUCAGAUGUUUUGAGCCACUAGUGUUAUCAGGAGAGAGCAACAUAUUUUGUUUCAUACAAAUAUUUUAAUACAAACUAUUUAUCUACAGUGGUACCUCGGGUUACAGACGCUUCAGGUUACAGAAACUUCAGGUUACAGACUCUGCUAACCCAGAAAUAGUACCUUGGGUUAAUAACUUUGCUUCAGGAUGAGAACAGAAAUUGUGUGGCGGUGGCGCGGCGCCAGCAGGAGUCCCCAUUAGUUAAAGUGGUACUUCAGGUUAAGAACAGUUUCAGGUUAGGAACGAACCUCCAGAACGAACUAAGUUCUUAACUUGAGGUACCACUGUACUUGGUUGGUGACUAGGAUUAGAUUAAAGAUGGCACAGCCAAGGUUAGUUGAUAAUUUUAAAAAUAAAUUGUUUUAUGGUCAAAACUGUACUUGGAGGACUGAUAAAUGAAUAUCAUUUCUGCCCUUUGUAUUAAAGUUGAAUCUUAAGACAGUUUCCCAAGGGGAGAAAUUCAGUGUGGUUAGGCUAAGCAUUCUGAUAAUAUUUCAUGAGAAAGCUCAGCAGACAUUGUUAAAGCAGAUAAGCAGGUGUUUUUACAUUUCUAGCUACAUUUUUAGUUCCGAAACAAAAUAUAUUUCUACAUGUGGUAUGCUAUAUAUAGUAUUUGUGAGCAAAAGCUGCUGCCUUUCAUAUUUUUCCAUCUUGUCACAUGCUGACAUGAUUUAGCUAUCUUUUUAUAAGUGAACAUUUCCCACAACCCUUGAUUUAGCUGCUGUUCAAGGGAUAUUGUGAAAUUAUGCAUAUUCGUGUUGUAUAAGUGGAAAUACAUAGUUCUGACCAUAUUCUACUCAUUGAUGAAAGAAGCAGCGCAUGAGAACCAGAACAAGAUUCCUCUGUAAACAACUUGAGCUGGAAUGUGGCCUCAGAUGUUAUUCUAUCACUUUGAACUGUGCAUCACUGAAAUGUUGUGGGGGAUAUCUUAAAAUAGGCAGGGGGUGGUGGCCAGAAACUGUUGACUACUAUAGAUGGUGAGGCUGUUUCGCUGGUGCAGUGAAAUAAGCCAGAAGUACAUGCUGCUAAGUGCGUUCAUUUGCUCAAGGUCAGCAUGCUCUAAGUCAGCUGCUAUGCUUUUAAGCCUAGUUACUGUUAGGGAAGAGGCAGGGGCUACUACAUGAAUUAAAGGCAGCUUUUUAAGAUAAGGGGCUGGAUUUCAGCAGACAGAUUCAGCAUACAGGAAAUUUUGGGGUGGCGUUUGUGUGUGGUUGGUUUGGUUUUUUCUUUUUUAGUUGAAGCCCAAAUUAUGUGGAUUGGUUCUACUGUUCAGCUGGCUGGUGUCGAUGUAAACAAACUGUGAAUUGUAAUUACCAAGCAUGCUGCUGCUUGGCAGUUACUUUACUGUUUAGCAUUUGUGCUUUCUCAAGCGGACAAUUUGAGCUGACACCUUUUUAAUUUUCCACUUUAGAACUAUAAACCUCCUAGGGCGUCCCCAUACUUUUUCACUUGUGGUGGUAUGUUUGUCCUGCCUCAUGUUAGAGUAGGUUUUGAUCCUUUCAGACUACUCAGGUGGGUAUCUACCAAAUAUUACAUCCUUUUUAAAAGUUGAUUUGCUGAUACAUUCAUGUCCUUUUUCUGCAUUGAGUCACUCUGUCUGGAGUUAUCGCCUGCUGACCCUAGCAAUCUUUCAAGUGGAAUUCAGAUAUGGUUACAUCAAGCAGCAUUAGCAUCUGGUAUUCUUUUCUCUCUGUGUGUAGCUGUUAACUUUACUUCACUGGAGAGCUCAACUAUUUCUUGCUGGUUAUGCAAAAAACAAAAUCUGUUCUAGGGAGGCUGUUGGGUUCCACAGUGCCACAAGCUGACUAGAUUGUGUGUGAUAUAUGUGUGUGGGGUGUGUAUGUGUUAGUAAGGCAUUCCCUGGAAAAGAACAGUCAAUAAGACUUGACGCUGGUUUCUUAGCAUAAGGACAAUAUUUUCUCUUGAGUAAUCUUGCUAUGCACAAGCCAAACCCUAUGCUAUGUACUUCAAAUACUGUUCAUUUCAGCUGCUUGUAUGAUUAGCGAGGCGUGUUGUCUUGGUUUCCUCAAGUCAUUUCUCUUCUUGAGUCUAAUACUGUGCUUGACAAGAAUAAUCUCUUCCAUAGUGAUUCAGUAGUGAAUAUCCAGGGAUUUACCCUCUCCUUAGUCAUGAGUAACUGGGAACUCAAGAAGAUAUCUCAACUUCUAGAAAUUUGUGUGGAUAGGGAGAAGUCAUUUUUUCCCUUCCCUCUGGCCCAUCGUAGGCUGUCCUGCCCUUUCAACCAACCACUACCCCAAUUAUGGUGACUUUUAUUUACUUAUUGCUAAAACUGAUUACUAGUCCAUUGGCUAUCCAUUUGUCAUUUUAUUGACAAGUCAAAAUGUAAUGCGUCACUGGAGCUGAAUUGAAAGGACUGAAAUGUAAAACUCUUGAAUUUUAAGUCUGAAAUGUGUAACAUUGCUAAAACCAGUCUCCUCUUUUGACAGUUUGAUGAUAACUGUUCCUGCUUGAAAAACAAGAUUUUGCAGGAUCCACAAACUUAGAUCUGCCAGCCAACAUAUAUUUUAAUGUCAACAAACACAGAGACACUAGGCAAGAAUGGUCUGGUAGAUUGUAAAUCUUUCAAAGAACAAAAGGCUCUUGAGUAAAAUUAAGCCUGGAGUAAGGAUGUGGAUUCUGUCACGUGUUGGGAACUCAUCAUCACUUUCUUAUUACUAAAAUAAAUAUCAUAUACUGUAGAUGCUACUUAAACUUUGAUGGUGCAGUCUUAUACAGUUUCUUCAGAAUUAAGCCCCUCAGUGGUCAAUAGGACUUAAACUCAGAUAAGUUUGUAUAGUAUUGUAGCCUUAGUAAGAUAAUAUUUAGCAAACCAGCAUUAGCAGUUUUGAAUGUGGUUGUAAAAUUCAGUCAUUCCAAAUUUUUUAAAAUGAUGUGUAUUAAUGUUAAAACUAAUCACUGAAUGCAUUUGAAGGCAGUAUGGACUUAAACCCUGGUUUAGUGUCACAAAAAUGAGCCUAGCCUCCCACCUGUACUUGUGCUCCCUUUUUUCCCACUUCUUCCUCCAGCAUGACACAGAGGAGGAAUUUAGAAACAUUUGCUUUUAGCUGGCCAUUACUUCCCACGUUGUCCAAACCCAAAAUUGUGAAUUAACAAACCAACUUUAAACCAUGGAUAAGGAACCUCACUUCUUAAUACUGACCUUAAUUAGUGUUAAGACACAAUUCACUGCUGCAAGGUAUGAUGGUCACCACUUUAUUUGGCUUUAAAAGAGUAUUACAGUGGUGCCUCGCAAGACGAAAUUAAUCCGUUCCGCGAGUAUCUUCGUCUAGCGGUUUUUUUGUCUUGCGAAGCAACCCUAUUAGCGGCUUAGCGGAUUAGCGCUAUUAGCGGUUUAGCGGCUAUUAAAGGCUUAGCGGCUUAGCUGCUAAAAGGCUAUUAAAGGCUUAGCAGCUUAGAAAAAGGGGGGGGGAGCGAAAAAAAAUCUCAAGACUCGCAAGACAUUUUCGUCUUGCGAAGCAAGCCCAUAGGGAAAUUCGUCCUGCGAAGCGCGUUGAAAAACAGAAAACCCUUUCGUCUAGCGGGUUUUCCGUCUUGCGAGGCAUUCGUCUUGCGGGGCACCACUGUAGGUAGAUUUUAGUGGAGGCUAGACCUCCAUGAUAGCUCAGCAAAGGCUCUCAUAAACUAUUUCAAUGUAGAGCCCAAUACUGUACCUUUCAGGUAUACAUGUUCCCAUGAAGGAGGGCUUGUGUGUAGCUUGAAACAUGUUGGUUUUUUGGUUUUUAAUUUAGUUGUGUGGAGAUUUCCACUGACUGGUUUUUGUGCCACUUUUGUUUUGGGAACUCAUAGUAGAGCAUCCGUGUUGCAUGCAGAAGUCCAAGAUUCAACCCCUAUCAUAUCCAGGUAGGGCUGGGAAUGUACCCAAUCUGGAAUUCCGGAGAGUUGCUACCAGUCUGCGUUGACAGUUCUGAGCCAAAUGGACCAAUGAUCUGCAUAAGGCAAAUUCCAUUGUUCCCAUGUCUUCUUGGUCCAUGUUGGAAAUGGGACACUGGAUAGGUGGGCUGGUUCAUCAAGGCUGUUUUUAAUGGCUAACAAUACAAGUGAGGAAUUGCUAAUUUACAAGGGCCUUGGUGGGAGGAGCUGCUUUUAAAAGUUCCAUUUUAAUGCUCAUUUUUAGGUGGGAAACCUUCACUUUGAGAGAAUGACAUGCUUAGGAAGACAGUAGUAUUUAAGCAUGAUUGCAUACUGUCAAGUGUUUCAGCAAGUCAAAUUAUAUGUGUGUAAGUUUUUUGGGUCAAAAUCUGUCUGUCAAAAAUGUUUGUUGGCAAAGAGAAGAUUGUUUGCCUUACCAUGGUUUUGAUAUUGACACUGGGGCAUGCGUACAGCCCACUCUGUUGGUACACUCUUACCAGGGUCCCUGGUGUAUUGGGUUGAUUACAUCUGGCCCUAAUGCAACUUUCUGACAUUCAGGGACAUGUAGUCUGUAGGGACCUCCUGCCUCUGUAUAACCAUGUUGGAUUGCAGGAACUAAUUUGUUCUGAUGUAAGAUUGCAAGCACCAAUUUGCCUACAUUUGGUUUUUAAAUUACUGAAUAGGUUGGUCCAGGAGGCCAGAAAUACAGCGGCCAUUACAUUAUACAACAUGCCCAGGGCUGGCCUCUAUGAAAUUUUACCUCUUGUCGUAUAGCUGAAAGGCUUCCAACUUUUGGGAAAAGACAGUAACAGACUAAAAUAAUUUGCUUGCAUCACUCUGUUAUCUCAGAUUUGUUGUUACUCUGUGUUAUAAUUCUAUUAAACAGCCGACCAAUAUUUGGCCAGGCAGUGUGAUCUCUUUUAGAAGUAGAAAGAAAGAAAGAAAGAAAGAAAGAAAGAAAGAAAGAAAGAAAGAGGUGUAGAUUUUUAAAUAAAUCUGGACAUAUGUUUUUGCAUGUUGCGUGCCUCUAUCUUGUUCAGUACUGAAUCUGACACUGUUGUAAUAAUAUUAUGAUGUUUCCUUCUAUAGGUAAGGAAGCAGAAUAGUUUGUAAAAAUAUAGCCUACUGGCAGGCAGGUGAAUAAUUCUUUGUUUUAGUAGGCUUGUAUUUUUGACUGAAGUUUUCAAAGCAGCUCACAAUAUUAUAAAAAUUCAAUGGAUGCCAAAAGUUUUGUAACAAAAUUUAGGCAACUCAACUGGAGAAGGAGCAAGCUCCUGAAGUUUUUUUCUGUCUGCCUGCCUCCCCCUCUUCCUCCUGGAAUCCUUCCCACAUGGCAGAUGGCGUUGUGGCAGGUGAGGGGACAGGCCAGUUGUUUGACUUUUGUAUGCUUGACUGUCACAAGAAGACAUUCUAAGGUGAUGUCAUAGGUCCAUAAGCUUUCCAUUGUGUGUCUGUAUGUGUUUGAUGGGUAGGGGAUAGAUAGGAUUCAGUUUGGUUCCUUUGUUAGUGAGUUUAAUGAUAUCCUCAAAGAGAAAAUAAUUAGACACAUUCAUAACUAACAGUUGUAAUUGGGAGCUAAUGUGUUGUACUGAAAAGACAAAUGAUGUAUUCGGAUCUUUUUAGGAAUGCUACACAGCUAGAGAAAAUCAAUUUAGAGAAUUAAACGGAGACUAGCUGGCAACAAUUAAGACUCUCAAAUGCAUUUUAGACACAGAAUUGCUAUUGUAAUUCCAUUAUAGGUGAAGGGUAAGCAUUGGCAGCUGAAGCAUGGGGAAGCUGAAACAGGUGGUAAAGAAAGUUCAAAUCACAUGGCCAAAUUCAUGCUUCUUCUUUUUUUGCUAAAUUUGAAAAAAUGUGUUGCCAGGUAAUUUGUAUUUAUAGCCUUACAUUACUUAUGUAAAUUAAUUACAAUUUUGUAGCUUGCAGAAUACUUGCAGAAUUUGAGGGUUUGGGAGAAAGCGUAGCUUCACUGUAGGGGUGAGAAAUAUGCGUCAAUGCAGAGUAUGGGAAGAGGAUACGUGGAAGAAACAGAAUAGCUAGAAAGGACAAAGAAUCCCUGUCUUUAGAGAACUCUGGAGAUUUAUUUAUUUAUUGUUUUGGCUUUGCAGACACUAUAUGUCAACAUCCAACAUGGCAGCCAUGAGAGUUAGGAGCUUGGCAUGUAGUACAUAAUCCACUUAAUUUAGAGUUUUUCAUUUGAGCAUAGGGGACUGCUUCACAGUAAAUAGCUUGUAUAUUUCAGCUUAAUGUCUUCAGUGACUGCUUGACAGUCUAAGGAAUACACAUUUGUAUUAGAAGCGGGGUGUUGUCUUGUGCUUGUUUGGGAGCAAAAGCUCUUACUUAGCAGGCAAAAGUGGCUGCUGGCCAAGUAAUGAAGCCAGAUGUCUGUGGGAAGACCUGUGUGGCAGAAGAACCUGCCCCAGAAAUUUCUGUUUUGCUGUCAUAUUUGAUGCAAGGUGGGGUUUGCUCUUUCGUCACUGCCAAAAUUGCCAGGACCUGAGCAGGCUUCACACAUUGGAUGAAAGUGGAAGAUGUACAUGUGGAAGCCUUCCUGUUCUGAGACUGUAAACCACUUUACAACUGUCAGCUUUCAAGAUGUAAGGCUGACUUUAUUUGAAUAUUGUUGUUUGCAUCAACAUUAGACAUUCCAGGUAUGCUCAGAAGCAUACAGAGAAUUGGGAACUUAGGAAGAGUGUUCAGCUUUAGCCAGUGCUUGCGUUCUCUUCCUGCCCAGCUUGGUUAGUGUGGGAACUGGGAUAUGUUUUAUUUUAUUAUCUGUUUAUUGCCUCUAUAGCUCAGCUUCCCUCCAAGGAGCUCAAGGUGGCAUACACUGUUCUCUUACCCAUUUUGUCUUCACAACAACCCUGCAAGGUAAGCUAGACUGAGAGACAGUGAUUGGCCAAAGAUCACCAAGUGACCUUUAUGGCUUUGUGACGUUUUUAAUCCUGGCCUGGCAGGUCACAGUCUAGCACCCUUAACCACUACACCAGGAGUCAGCAAACUUUUUCAGCAGGGGGCCGGUCCACUGUCCCUCAGACUUUGUGGGGGCCGGACUAUAUUUUCAGGGGAAAAUGAAUGAAUUCCUAUGCCCCACAAAUAACCCAGAGAUGCAUUUUAGAUAAAAGGACACAUUCUACUCAUGUAAAAACAUGCUGAUUCCCGGACUGUCCGUGGGCCGGAUUUAGAAGGCGAUUGGGCCGGAUCUGGCCCCCGGGCCUUAGUUUACCUACCCAUGCACUACACCAUUAGCAGACAAGAAGAUGGAUGACGGUGGGGAAACGACCCGUGGCUGGAUGUUCUUUCAAGCUCUCAAAAGAAGUGUUCGGCUUUCCCAAAUGCAGCACAGCUCAUUUCAAAUUGAGAUGGGCUGAUUUCACAGCACUCCUCUCUACAUUAAACCAGUGGGAUGUAAAGUGCCAUUGAUUUUGUUGAGGCUCAAGCAUGCUUAAUGUUUGCUGGUUUGUGCCUUUGAACCCUGUUGCUCUGUAUUAUGCCUUUUAAAACUGUUGAUGAACAGUUGGAUUUCAUUUAAUUAGCCAGACAGUCAUGUGUCUCUUGAAUAUUCGUUGGACCAGGUUUUAAACUGCAUUUGCAGAGCAAUUUCAUGAUAAGCUUUUCUAAUAGACAUGCAUACUGAAUAGCGAAAACAGCUUGAUAGGGUUGUUCUCGAAAUGAUGACUUGACAGUAUCUCAUAGCAGUGGAAUCCGGCUAUCAAUUGUGUGCUAAUCCAGCUAAGUGGAGAGUCUUUCCUAGGAAAAUUCAGUAGUCAUGUGAGCAAAAUCAUUGGUUGUAAAAAUUGCUACCAGAAAUGCAAACAUCAUUUUAAUGUAUCUAGAUGCAAAUAUUAUAUGCAUUUUUGGGUAAUGAACAAACCGUAUUUCUGGAUUGGUUUAUUUAUUUACCAAAAUUUAUAUACUUCUUGAUUGUAAAGAAACAAACAGCCUCCCCACCCAAGUUUACAAAAAUAUAAAGCAUUAAAAUUAUGAAAAUCAUCUUUAAAUGUAUUCAGUUAUUCUUUUAUAGAUCAAAUUGACCAUUGAUUAAUAAAUUGCAUUAGUGUGAUUUUGUAAAAAAUGGGAUGCUUAUUAGAGCAUCCAAUAAAUUGAACUAAUUUGUCUUCAUAAAACAAUGGGUCAGAUAUUGUAACCGUGGGGGAUCUUCCACUAGGACUCCUGGCCCACAGUUGAAGGUGUGAAACAAUUUUUAAAAUCCUCCUCUUCCCCAAAUCUCAAAGCCACACACUCUGUCUAUCCAGCAGACACUCUUAUCAGGUUAGGGAGGACUGCUUGAAACCCCUUAAGAAUGGUCCUGUACCAUGUGGUAGCCUAUUAGAAUCAUACAUCUGUUCUGAGCAUGCUCAGAGCUGUUUCCAUGAAGGGCAUAUUUCAUAGCUUUUAGCCUGUUCUGGUAACUAGAGAAGCAACAGGGAGCGUAACUUACUUCGCUUUUGUUUCGUUUAGUAUUUGUUUUGUGACUUUGUUAUAGAGAGAGAGAGAGAGAGAGAGAGAGCAGGUAAGCAAUUUACAGUUGACACAGUGUGAGUCUCUUUCUAUAAUUAAUAUAUGUUUGCUUAAUCAUGCUGAAUAUAAUUUUUUGAAUUGGAUUGGGAGGAACAAUGGUGAAUGGCUUGUGUAUGCAACAAAUGCCAUAUUAGCCAUUUUCCUGCAUUCACUUAUUGAAAGUGGCUGUAGCUGCUGGGCAGUGCAGGUUGAGCCCCGUGCAGUUGUAUUUCCAGAAAAGGUGUGUGCAUGUGCUCCCAACAAGCCCCUUCCCUAGCUUAAAUUCAGGUUAUCUUGAAGGCAGAAUGGAGUAAAAAGCUGUUGGUAGUAUUUCUUGCUACCUUUUUUUUUGAGUGUCAGUGAAUAUUUGAAAUGAAAAAUAUGAGCUGUAUGCCUGUCUCAGUAUCACACUGACUCCAAAUCCUUUUCCUUUCUUUCUUUUAAAUAUAUUUUUUAUUGUUUUUCCAAUAUCGUUCCAAUGACAGCCUCACUAUAACAAUACCAAUUUUAUCCAAUUAAUACCAUUAUCAAUGUCAAUUAUUCAAAUGUCAAAUUAUACAAUAUAAUUAAACUGAACCCCUCACAUGCUAGAGUUGAUGAGUUCAUUCUUCUACAUUUUUUCUGCAUUCCAAAAUUUUAAUAAUUUCCAUUCCAUUCCAUUCAGAUAUAAUAAUCCCUUAUAUAACAGCUACAAUUGUGAUUUCAAUUCAUGUUGGUAUAAUAGGUAAUUUAUAAAGUUUCAAGUGAGGAACUAUGGCUGUAAUUCUUAUUCUUUUCUACCUCCUUUUUCACUGGAAGAUGCUGUCCUUAAUCUCAGACAUAAGAGGCUGAUUGUGAGUAGUCUAGUGUAAGCUACUCUGCACAUGAGCAGAGAUUAUUACUUCACAUUUUCAGGACUAAGCCAUACAUUGCAAAUAGGUUCUGGUGUGCUCUAGCUCAAAUGAAACAAUCAUUUUUUGUCUAUUGGUUGGAAAACUUUGUUCCUCUAACUUAGUGUUUUGGAUAAUAAAAGUCAAAAUGAUUUUUGUGGGGAGGAAAACUGCAUGCUCCUUACACUUGAAAUGUUUUUCUGUUUGAUUAGUUUUUUGGCAGUGGAUGUGUAGGUGUAAUCAGUACAGGAAUUGAAAAACAUGUCAUGUGGUAUGCUUACCGUACUUGCUAAAUAAGAGACAUGGAAUCAAUCUUGUCUGAAUGAGAAACAUACUAGAGGCCUCUUACAUGUAAGGUCUUCCCCACUCUAUAGAUGUGCAGAGAAAAGCUUUUUGUUUAUUUACUGAGGAGACAGUGGCAUUCUGCACACAUGUAUUAAUCCUUUAACAAAAGUUUGGUUCUUGCAGGCCUAUGGGUAAUCCAAGAUGUUACUUUGUGGUGAAAUCACGGACUGAGUGCACCUGUGUUAUCUGGUAUGAACUGGGCUCCAAAGCCACUAUGGCAGCCCAGGUAAUUGAAGGAAAUGCCUUCGUGGUGAGAGAGCACAUUUCUCUCUCAGUUCUGGAAAUUUACUGACAGCCCAGUAUCUGAUUGGCUAACUUGGCCAACAUUUUUUCUUGCUUGAGCACAUGUCUGUGCUGUUUUAUUCCUGUGGUAUGGUGUCACUGCCUUGCCACUUGACUAGAAUAGCUAGAUAUAUUUUUCAUUCUAACUUGCAUUCUCCCCCUUCCUAUUUUCCAACAGUAUUCUUUUAUUUGUACUUUUUCUAAGGUUUUUUUUUUGCAUUAUUUUUUAACCACCUCACAUAAAUUUGAUGUGCUUUAUUCUGGAAAAGCUGGGUCCUUAAUUCCAGUGUUUUGGACUUCUUUAAUUGCUACUGCAUAGCAUAUAAAGGAGGGUGCUGUGAGCUGCCAGGACCUAGGCAUCCACAUGAAAGUUGGUAGGAUGACUGGUGUGAAUGUUAGCUCACUCUGAGCAGUUUCUGCUUCUGAGCAAUCUCUGCAUUAAGUUAGAUUCUUCCAUAGUGGUUAAUAUAUCAGCAGUGAUUGACCGAAGAGUCUCAUUUGUCUCUGGAAAUGGGAUAUGUUUAUGUAAGUAGCAGCUGCAGUGAUGUUGAAGGGCCCUACAGCUAAUUUGCCCACCCACCUGUGGUUCUGCCCUUUAAAUAUAUACCAUUCAAUGUAGCUGUUAAUUUGUGACACCUGUGAGCAAAACAAAUGACUGAAACGAGAGAUGUGUUUUGAUUUACAUCAUGAUUAACAAAUUAUCAUGUUUUUAUGGCAUAGAUUCCUUUAAUGAUAGCAUUUCAUUGUGUUAAAUGGAUGGGAGCAGAGCGCAGUGGACCCUCCAGAUACGAACUUAAUUCAUCCUGGGGGUCCGUACUUACCCCGAAAAGUCCGUAUCCAGAGGCGCUGCUUUUGUGCACGCGCACUGCACGAUAGAGCGCUUCUGAGCAUGCGUGCACGGCGAAACCCGGAAGUAUACACUUCUGGGUUUGCCGCAUUCGCAACCCAAAAUUACGUUACCCGAAGGUGACGUAACCCAAGGUACCACUGUAUAUUCUAGUACAUACUAGUGGACGUUUGCAUUCUGCAUUAAAUCUGCUGUGAAAAUGAAUUAUUAGCUUGGUGGCAAGGUACGGAGGAUGCCUUAACGUAACUUACUCGCUGGCAGUAGAAGCAAACAUGGACCCACAGAUGUUGGCUUACCUUAAUAGCCAACCAACAGUUUGUGUUGCCAGAACCCACUGCAGAGGGCAGGGUUGUGUCCCUGAGCUUGUGCUGCACUUCUCUCUUCUCUAAACUCAUCUGCUUUUAGAUGGCUUAUCUGAGGCACUAACAGUACCUUAAAGGUACAGUGAAACACAGAAGGGCCACAAACCGCCUCCCAAACAGGGAGCUGGAGCUGGUGGUGAGUGAUCAUUCCUCCAGUUGUGCUGUAUAUUUUAAGCUGCUGUAAGAGCUUCAGCAACGCAGUGUGGCAAACCUAAGAUCCAGCUCUCCUCAUUGAGUAGGUGAUGUUGGAAUGAUUUCUGCACUUGCAAUGCAAGCAUGUUGGUUUUGCCUCAGAAGCACAGAGCUGGGAAAUGAACAGGGUAUCAUCCUCAUGGUUGUAUUGAGAGGUUCCAAGUGCCAUGCAGGGCAACAUUCAGAGGACAAGUUUCAGCCCUCCUGUUGAGCUUGUGGCAAGGGAGGGAGGGAAGAUCACCAUUCCAUUGUGUUGUGCUUCAAAAGCUCUUUGAGUAUCUCUCUGAUCAAAAACAGAAUAGCGAUUUACCCAUCCCGAGUAUACUUCUUGCACCCCAAACACAAAAACAAACCAGUAUUUGGGGGGAUGGACGGGAAUGCACACAGCUGUUUCAUUUAUCCCUUUUUUUUUUUUGAAAAAAAUAAAAAUAGUGUGCUUAAUGAGCAUCUUUUAACUUUUGUUUGGUUUUGCAUAAGAAAAAAUUAAAUUUGUGCCAAAGGUUUGUUUAGGCUCCACCCAGCAUAAUUCAGUUUUUAGGCUUAGUUUUGUUCAGUCAUAACGACUAAACUUUGUUUCACCAGUUGUCUCUUAAGAGACAUACAAUGUACACAAUUAAAAUAUCAUGUAAUUGGUACAAUUAAAAUAUCAUGUAAUUGGUACAAUUAAAAUAUUGUACAUAAGAGGUGCUAUAGAUAUUUAUACCUUAAUAUAGAUCUGAUGAGUAGAUUAAGCCAUCAUGCAUUUUGAACAUUCAGGGCCAAAUUAUUGUAACAAUAUUGUGAGUGUCAAAACAUUUAUAAAUCAUGUUACACAUAUUCCAAAGCAAAUUGUUGUUGUAUUAGCUCUGUAAUGUGGCAAAGUUGUCUUACAAAUAUUAGUAUCUCAGUUGCAGCUAGGCAUGGUGUUCUGCUUUCUUUAUUUACUAAAAGCAAAACGUUGGAAAGGAUUUGCCCAGAAUUCGUUAUUAAUUUGAAAUCUGAUUUACUAUCUGGUUGGUCAGUCUUUUAAGUUUCUCCUGAGUUACUGAGUAUAAAAACCUGUAACAGCUUCUGCAAUCAUGACAUGAGAUACUUCUAAUGUGGUCCUCAGAACUAAAACACCCCCCUUUCUAAAGUAGUGCCUUGCUGAAGUGUCUGCUAAAAAUAGUCAUUCCAUCACUUCAGAAAUAUUUGAGCUAUUUAAAUUCAACAUGUAAAAAUACCACAAUAAAGAGAUUUUGCUGCUACCAUUUUUGGCUUUUGAUGGGAAUCUUCUUCAGCAUGAUUGUCAUGCCAUUUUAGGAAAUGAAACAGGUUUUAAAUAUAUAGAGUCUGUAGUGCAUUAUACUUUUCUGGAAGGCAUGUGACUUUGAAGUUCUCUGAAUUAACAGCUGUCUUUGGUAGUCUUCCUGACUUUAAGCUGCUUGAAGGAUCAUUUUUAUUUUUAUGGCACCCAACUGAAAUGUCAGCCAGACCACAUUGAAAAUGCAGUUUUUACUUAUUCCAUUAUUAGCAAUAAGUUCUUGGCUACAUAUUAAUGAGAAUUCACUUGUUUCUUUGAACUUUUUCCCCUUCUGUUUGUAUUAUCCAACAAAGGGUUGACAUUCAGAAUUUGUAGAUUCAUGGAAACAAUGCUGCACUUUUUAUAGCUUUCAUUAAUUUCACUUUUCUGAUCACAUCAGGCAGUUUUCCUUCCUAUACUAAUUUUUCAGUUGGAUUUAUAGUCUACAAUUUUAAAGUCUUGAAUUGAUUUACCGAAAAAUAUAAUCAGAUGGGCAAUGGAUGAAUAUUCUGUGUUACAAAAUAUGCACAUGUUUGGAUCUAAAUAUUUCAUGGCACAUGUGGAAUCUCCCCUGCUCCAACCCAUGUGGGUGUUAUGGAGUCAGUUAUUAGGGAGGAAAUUCCCUGGGCUCAACCAUUAUUACCAUAUUGGCUUGCAGAUAAGCCACACUUUUUUCCCCAAAUUCUGACUGUGAAAAGUUAAAUUCUCAACCUUACAAAAAUUGGCUUUUACAAUAUCGCUGCUGAAACAGACAUAUGGUAAAACGGAAUGGGUGUGAGUGCCUGCGGAAUUUUAAAGGAGUGACUUAUAUUUGGGUAUUGUCUUUUCUUCUUUUUCCGCCUUGAAUUUUAAAGGUGCGAGUUGUUUACAGGCGUGGCUUAAAUUUGGGCCAAUACGGUAUAUGAGGAAAAAUUAAAUUCACAGUCUUUCUGGGCUUUGUAUGUAGCCAUUAUGGAUGUUCAGAAUGAAUUGGUUCCCCUGUAACACACUGACCUGGUGUGCACACAAUGAAUCAUUAGGAAAGGGCUUGAAAAUAAUAUUGUUAAUACCAUAAUGUCAUCCUAUAAAUCUGUGAUAUGGAACUGCACUUGAAUACUGUGUAUGGUUCUGGUUGCCGCGUCUCAAAAAUGGUUUUCAGAGAGCUCAGAAAGGUUCAGAAAAGGGCAGUGAAAAUAAUGAAGAGCCUUGAGGAUCUCACCAAGAGGUUUGGAUAGGUGGAUAGGUCUCUACCAUAAUACUAAAACCUGGGGGCAUCCAAUGAAGAUGACUGUUAGGAGAUUCAGAACAGAAAAUAGAAAGUGCUUCUUCACGCAGCACAUAUUUAAACUCUGAAAUUCAUUAACACAGGAUGUAAGAGGGAACUAGACAUAUCGAUGGCUGUGUAGAGGUGAUCUGCCUCUGAAUACUAGUUGUUGGGCAUACCAUGUAUGGAGAAGGCUAUAGCACUCAGGCCCUGCUUGCAGGUUUCUCAUAGGCAUCUUGUUGCCCACCAGGAUACAGAUGACUCCCCAUUUACGUGGGGGUUACGUUUGGAACCCCCCUGUGAAAUAGCAUAGAAUGGGGAGUCACCUGUAUCGGCUCAGCUGGGCAAACCACACUGUCCCUCCAGCUCGCAAAAUGCGUAAACGAAGAGUUGCCUGUCUUGGAUUAGAUGAGCUUUGUCUGAUCCAGCACAGCUGUUCUUAUGUAAGCCAUGGUUUAUUUAGCAAGUGUGGUUUCUUUCUGUCCUAGUUCAUCAGCCUAACCAUGGGACACACACAUUUUAUAAUCAAGCUUCUGCCCAAUAAAGAAAAAGUGCUACACUUCACAGUCAACAAAACAUCUGGAUUUGUGCAAAUGUUAGGAACAAAGGCUAAAUAAUAAAUUUAAUUGAUGUAUAAAUAAUAAAUUCAGUAAUUGUUUACUAAACUUUAAGGCUAGCACACACUUGAAGAGCAUGUCUCCACAGAUACUGCUAUGUGCAAAGUAAAGCACAAUGCAAGUUCUCACACACAUUCAGGUGAAAAAUAAAGCACUGUGUGAAUUUACUACAGAAUAAGUGUCAACUUUUUUGUGUUUGCAGUAAAAAUAGCCUAGACACUGAAAGCCGCAACUGGUAAAGUAUGAUGAAGCAGAAUAACAUAUAAUUUGUAGACUCCAUGGCACAUAACUAGUAUGGUCUGCAUGGGAAGAUGGGGGAUUUAAUAAGAACAGUUUACCUUACAGAAAAACAAAGUUAUUUGACUUUUACAAUUAUUUAAAUAAUGUUUUCUAAAUUCCAGUUAUUAUUCAGGUCAUUGUUUUUAUGUAGAAUAUCCAUUAACCACCCCUGUUUUAUUUGCAGAGCACCAGAAAUCAUAUUGGGUUUGCCGUUUUGUGAAGCCAUAGACAUGUGGUCACUGGGCUGUGUGAUUGCUGAGCUAUUCCUUGGAUGGCCACUGUAUCCGGGAGCCCUCGAAUAUGACCAGGUAGUAGAAACUUGAUGAUCUGAGAUACUUUUAUCUGUUUAAGUCUGCAGUUUACUCAGUUGGAGUUCAGAGUUCAUUGAUUUUGUCAUAUGAUUUUGAACAGACGAAAUAAUUGUGCACCAAUAUUUAAAAACACCAAGAAAAUAGUUUUAAAAACUCCCUUUGAGUCAAGAUCUUGAAGCUUAAGCAGGAUAAUGCUGGUGCGGGCAUUCAAAAUGAUAACUGUAUACACUACGAUUGCACCUUGUGCGCGAUUUCAACCUUGUGUGGUUGAAAGCUGGUUGGUUGAAAUACCGCAAAUUAAUUGCAAAGAGCUUAAAAGCUUCUUUUUCACUCGAUUUUCCCAGUGUGGAAAGAGCUUUUAAGUUCUCAGAAUUUCUUACUGGGUUCUGGGAUGUUCUUGCAAGAACUCAAAUGGCCCUGUGAGAUCUUGCAAGAGUCCACACAAGAGCAUCCCAGAGCCUACUAAGCAGGCAGAGAGUGUAAAAGCUUACUUGGAAGGUAAGGGUGGUCCCAAGGGUAUAAACUCUUUUGCAUGUACGCACCAUCCCUGGAAGUAACCACCACUCAAGACGCAAUCGUACAGCAAUGUGUUUGUAAAACUCGCACUUCUUUGAACUUUUCAGAUUCGUUACAUUUCACAGACACAAGGCUCACCUCCAGAGCAGUUGUUGAACGUUGGAACGAAGACCACACGGUUUUUCUGUAAAGAAACAGAUGCACCAUAUUCUAGUUGGAGAUUAAAGGUACUAAGAAUUCUUGAAAGCACAGACAGGAGUUCCUGCCGUCCAUGUUUUUGGCUAUACAUGUGCCUUCAAGGAGGAAUACAGCUGAAGCAGAACAGGGGGUAUAUUUUGUGAACACAUGGUUGGUCUGUAUUGGUGGCUGAUUGGAAGAAGCAGUCUUGUGGGAGGGGCCUAGGAAGCACAUCCUUCUGUGUUGGCACACUGCCUUCCUGCCAGUUGUGCUUCAGGCAAAGAUAGAACUCGAUUGGCUCUCUUCACAACUGCAGCUUUAGGAUCCUUAUUUCAUCAGCCUUCCUCACUUGUCCUCUGAUGUCAUCACAUAGCAAAAACUGAUUGGCUGUGUGGUCAUGUCACUAUUACUCUGCAGAAGAGUUAUCUUGCAAACAAAGUGGUAUUAAGGGUUGCAGAUUGUCAGGAAAAUGUAAGGUUGCCAAGGGGAAGGGGACUACAAAAUGUUUUGGCUUCUUCCUUCAUACUGAAGGAGAACAUUUGGAUCAACUCUAGGAACUAAGGUAAAUGGCAUAGCUGAUUAAAGUGAGUUGCCCCGCACACCUCUCUUAGACAUAGAACAUUUCCAUUUCCAAGGCCAUAUUUUUACAGCAAUAAACAGAAAACACAGUGAUGCCUGCUGUAGGUUGCUAUUGCUUUGUGCCGCAGAAUGAUUUCCUCCCCGGUAUAUUAAUAAUUAAACCAUCCAUUUCUUAAAUUUCUGAAGACACUGGAAGAACAUGAACGAGAGACAGGGAUGAAAUCCAAAGAGGCCCGAAAGUACAUUUUCAACAGUUUGGAUGAAAUAGUGCAUGUGAGUACAUUCAGAUGCAUUUAAUGUAUAGAGUUUGUGUGUUUUUUAAUGUAUUAGCUACCAUUUGUGACUAGCUACCUCUAAUUUCACUUGUAGGAAUUGCUCCCCUGUAUCUACUUUCAAGAUUUUCCCUUUAUUUUAAUUUGGGAGUUUGUUUACUUUAAAAUACCCAAUGUCUUUAUAUCCAUACUCAUCCAUGGUAGCUUCACUAGUGCACAAGAAAUUCAUGGAGUUGCUUUACCAAUAUGACAGUUUUUGUUUAUUUAUAAAGCAUCACCUCUUUAAAAGUUUCAGUCUCCUUUCUGCUGCAUGCCAGUUCCACCUGCAUGGGAAAUAUCCCCCCCCUCCAAUUUCAAUGAAUAGUGUUACAACCUAGUGACUACAUGGCCUCCAAAGGUUUGUAAAGCUAGGUAAUUAAAAAUAACACUUGACAUUUGGCGGUUUCCUUUAUUUUACUAGGUUUUUUUUAAAUGAACUGUUCAUAGUCCACAAGUUGGCUUGUUUUGAAACUUCCAAAGUUUAUCCCAGGCUUACAUGUAGUGACAAACCAGAAAAUGAAAUUUAACUGUGGUGAAGUUCUGUUCCCAGCCACAUGGAAUGUAGAGAACCAUGACAGACUGAAGCAUUACAUAGGCUCCUUUCUGUUUGUGCAUGUAGCACUAAAUCAUGGCUUAGCAUUCCAGGCCGAAUUCAUGAAUGAAUCCCACUAGCGGAAGCCGGUGCAAUAUUGUCUACCAGUGCAGCAGAGCUUUGUGCCCCAAAUUGGCUUGGGGAAUUGAGGGAACCCCCCAGAAAACUGCAUAGGAUGAAGAGAAUAGAGGCUUGUGCUGACAGAAAAGAAAUCCUUUGUGCUACAUUGAAUUCUUCCCUUUGUGUGAAUGCAGCCAUUUAGGUUCUAACCAUAUUUUACAAAUACUGUAGUUAGUUAAGUUGAUAUUUAGCCUGUACUCUGCAGCACGGUUGUUUCUUUAAUAGUACCCUUUUAAAUGUUCUUAUAUAUAUAUAUAAACAUGUUUUGAGGCUUGCUGACAUUUCCAUCUCCCCUUCCCCUAAAGCUUGUACCACUUCUUUCUAUCAUCCAGGACUUUUCAAAGUAGAAGGGCACAUAGAAUGAGGUUUUGCUUGCAAUGUAAUUAAAAAUUGCACUUCUUAUGCUGCCACUGAUAAUUGUUUGUAUAGUGUUGUUUUACUGCUAUUUGUUUUAUUGUGGAAUUUAAUUAUGAUUUUGCGGUCAUUUAUAUUUUUAUACAAAGCUGCCUUGAGUUUAAUAAUAUCUUGAAAGGCAGGAUAUAAAUAUUUGAAUGAAAAUGUUGUUAUUGAUGAAUGAUAAAUGCCUGAUUGUUUUCACUCUGACAUUUACUCGUUCAACACCAGGUGAACAUGGUGAUGGAUUUAGAAGGAAGUGACCUGUUGGCAGAGAAAGCAGACAGAAGAGAGUUUGUCAGCCUGUUGAAGAAAAUGCUGUUGAUAGAUGCUGACUCAAGAAUCACUCCAGUUGACACACUGAACCAUCCUUUUAUUACCAUGAAGCACCUCCUUGAUUUUCCUCAUAGCAACCAGUAUGUUGUAUAACACACUUGUAAAAGUAAUCAUGGGCAAGCCUUUUUGAAAGGGUUCCAUGCUACCCAUGCUGCUAUGUUUGCUGUAGUUCCUGUGCCUUUUGAUUCUGGGCCACAUUCUCCUGGUUAGUGCAGAUUACAACAGAACCAGGGUUUCAGUAGCUAUGGCUUUUCCCCAUACACAAGCAUUAGUUAGUCUCGGUUGCUAUGUUGCCUGUUGCUGGUGUGCUGCUUUAUAUUAGAACUAGAAAAUAAAGGAUAACUGAAUCCAGGAAUUAUUUUGAAUUACCACAGCCAGCCACACACAUUCAUAGUCACAAAUAAAAAGACAAAACACUAGCUGGCAAGCGUUUUAUUCUUAUUCUUUUACUAUCUUUUUGGAACAGAAAAGAAAAUACAAGGAAAAUUCACCAAACAAACCAUACAGAAAGUACACAGAAAGUUGAAUAAUACUGUAGUGACUGCCAGAUCUCAGAUGAAUCCAACACACGAAAGAUGCAUAACAGUUGCUAGGGGAAAAGGAGGGACAUCCUAUGGAAAUGGCGAGGACUAGAAAAUAAGAGAGAAGCAGGAAAAGUGUACUAAUGGAGAUAGGAAAACAGACAACUCACUUACCAAUCACAGCUCUCACUUCUCCCAUUGGCUUAAAACACUUGACAGGCAGGAGCAACCGUCCAGACAGAAAUUGCUUAGAAGAGUACCUGCACAUUUUAUUACAUGACAUUCUUUCUAGGAGGAUUGCAGAAUUACUUUAAAACAAAAGAGAAAGAAAGCUCAGAAUCUGGGGACCCUGCUGGGGGGCUACGGUGAAUGCCUUUGUAAGCACUGGGUUGGCAGCCCCCUGGCUUAGAGUGUCCUCUGGCCCAGGCAUCUUGCUUCUCCUUUCUUUCUUAACCACAGUCUACAGCCAGUGUUUGUUUUUGGCUUUAGGUCAUGGUUAGGGAGAAGAGAGCUUAAUUCUGUUCCUGGAUUCAGGCAGCUAAACUUUGACUAAGCUGCCACACUGCACUGAUUUAAAAGGCUGUGGGAGGGGCAAAGUGGGCAUCAGCUUCUCUUUGGGAGCCAGCACAUUUGCAUGUUCCUGGUAAGCUGUAGUGUGGCUAAACCAUAACCAGGUCAAUGAGAGUAAAAAACUUGUGUGGGUCCCCCCCCCAAUUGAGACUGAGGUUUUAACCUGUUUAGUCUCUAAGGAAAAUAGUCUGGGCCAGUCCUGGGAUUGUUAUAGUGGGUAUUUGUGGGUUGUUGUCACUUACUUUCCUCCACAACUCAUUCUUUCUUCUCUUUGCCAUCAGAGUGAAAUCCUGUUUUCAUAUCAUGGACAUUUGCAAGUACCGAUCAAAUUCAUAUGAUACAAAUAAUCGCAAUAAAACAGUGCACCUGAGACCAAUUGCUUCAGGUAAUGCACCAAAUCUCUCAGCUAAUUUUGCCAAGAUUGGUGCAGUACGAAGUCAGGUAAGUACCUUUGAUUUCACUUUGGGUCUCCUGUUCCCUUCCACCCUCAUCCCAGGGUUUAGAUCAUGCAAAAUAAUGAAGGGGGGGCGUGUCUCAAGGCAAUGGAAGGGGGCAGGCCUUUCUAAGAGGGGGAAUAAAGAGGUAUCAGGUUUUAAGGGAAUGGUUUUUAUGAUUUGGACAAUGUAGUUGCACAUGACAUACUUCUGAAUAAAAAGGUGAGGUAGAAAUUAUGUAUCCUAAACAGAAGAUAAAUUAACAUAUUCACUGUCCAUUUCAUGCAUAUUAGGUAGUAGACUAGCUACAGAAGCUCAUUGCACAAUAAAAAUGGUUAAGUUUUAAAAAGUGCCAAUAAGUUCUUCAUUGUUUUUGCACACAGUGGCUUUGGAUAUGAUGAAAUGCAAAUGCUUCAUCACUCCUAUUAUUAUAUUCACCAACCUAAAUUGAACAGUCACAUUUUCCCCUAUGGGGAGAUCCAAAAGUUGAAACUAUGUCAGAAUCAUACCAAUCUCCUCAUGGGUAAAGAUGUGGAAGCUAAGUUGGUAACUGAGGCAUCUGUGUUUCUUGUUUUUGCUGCUAUUUGUUAGCUUGAUGCUCUUCAGAGUCUGGAAUUGUAUUAUGGGAGUAUAAAUAAUUGGGAAUCCAGGAGUGCCUUGAGACUUUGCUAUGGCACUCUUAGCGUUUAUCAUACUUAUCCCCCUACUUGCUCUCUUGUCCACAUGGGCCAGGAGAGGUGGCUUCUGUUGUGGCUCUAAAUGCCAGCCCUGGUAGAGAACCAUGGAGAACAAGCUCUUCAAGAUGAGUUACGUUCCUUUUCUAGUAGUUCUCUUGGAAGACAUUUUCACAAAAUAAAGCCAAAGGUUUUCUGUUCAAGAAAUCCUUUGUUGCAGUGCCCCCAUGUGGUAAAAUAUUUAGUGUGCUGGCAUGUUCUAUAUUGCUUUUGCUGCAUGCAAAAGCAUGAACAUCAUAAUCCUCACACAACAUUAUAACUUGAGAUUUUUUUAAAAAAAAUGCAUGUGAAAAUUGUGGCAAUCAUUUUGUUAACUGAUAAUAUACCUAUUGUUUUCAGGCAUUAGCAGGAUCUGCCCAUUCAGUUAUGCACCAUGGAAUACCACUGCAGGCAGGAACGGCUCAAUUUGGUUGCAAUGAUGCUUUUCAACAAACACUGAUUAUAUGCCCUCCUACUCUCCAAGGUAUGAGGCAAUUAAAAUGACGUGUGAUAUAAAAUUAGAUAUUCACUUGGUAGUUCAAAGAAUCGUCAAUUCAGCCUUUUGAUAAAACCUACUACAAUUAACCAAGAUUUUACUUCAGGUUUUCCAUUUUCCUUGGAUGAUCUGAUAACAUUGAGAACUCUAGUGGACAAGUAUUUUCAAGAAGAUGAAAUUGAAAGGUGAUAGUGGAGUCAUAUUAUUGCAUUUUGAGGCAGAUUUCCUCACUUUUGUAUCUAAAUUCCACUGCACUUCCUUCCAGUGAACUAAAAUAAUCACAUGGACCUCAUGCAUGAGUUGUCAUUUUGAGAAUAUCUGUUGGAAUCCAUAGCCUACACUUAUUCAGCGUUAAUCUUACUUUACAUGGUAAAAAUCUAGAAGCACUGUGGGCCUUUCAGUGUUCCCUCUUUUUAGCCUGGCAGCCCUUGACGGUUGCUGUCUGGGUCAUGUUUCCUAAUAUGGAUCCUUCUGUAGUCUGUCUGCCCUUUGUUGCUGAAGAUUCACUUUUACUUUUGCUUCCUUGACAUAAUUUAUGUUAUGCAUCUUUAUUUUUAAAAAUCACAUUUAGGAAUGUAGGGCUAAAACAGUGCAGACUUUGUGGAAUUUCUUUGAACGCCAAGUACACGCGAUGACUCCUCUGUCUAAUAGGACUUGAUGCAAAAGGCUUGCAACAUAUGUUCUCUGCUUAAUCCCAGAACUAAAAAGGAUACAUCUGAUGACUGAAGGGCUUAUUUUACAUAGGCGACACAGCCUAUGUUAUAAUUUUCUGGCUAGGAUACCUUUCUUGUGCUGAAUGCUACACUGUGUCUCAAGUGAAGUGUUUCAGGUUUGGUUAAUUUGUGGCAUGCUGGCACUCGCGUUAAUUGGUGCCCACCUCUGAUAGAAUCAGCAUGGAAGCAAGUAGCCCCUGUGUUCCUCUACACUACAGCAUUAUCUUCUGAUUCUCUGGUUGGCCUGCAGCAGAUUUGAGCCUGGCUGCUUCAGUCCCAUCUUGGCCAUGGUGUAUGAGGAGAGUGAGGAGUUUUGGGGGAUGCUUCUGAUUGCUAGAUUAUGGUUUAGGAAUCAGGUCAGAAGCGAUUUGGCCCCGGGUGAUCACUGGACUGAGCAACAUUUCCCUGAGCAAAGUUUGAAUCAGGCUCAGAAAUUCUGUAUGCUAACCUUUUAUUAAUUUGGAUUCAAUCUUAACUCCCCUUUUCAUAUUUGUGAAUUAGGAAUUCAUGCUAAUCAUGGGAAGCCCAAUGGUUACUCUGUAAGAGUUGAUAAUGCAGUGCCGUUGGUCACACAGGCCCCAACCCUACAGCCACUCCAGAUAAGAGGAGUCCUUUCUCAGGUAUGUUGUUUGAUGCUGUAGGUUUCACAUUUUCAGAGUCAUAAACAUUAGUUAGCUUGACAGAUUCUGAAGUAAUAUCACAUCAGUCGAGAGGGACUGUAGAUUAGUGACAGGCCAAAUGCUUUGCAUGUAAUCUGUCUCGGCGUUACACUCCCUGCAUUACCAUGUAAAAGGACCUUUGGGCAGCUGGACUGAUAAGAUCUGUUAUCAGAGCCGUCCGAGAGCUGCUGCCAGUCUGUUCUGACAGUACUUUGGGCUAAAUGGACCAGCGGCCUAACUUGAAAAAAGGAUGCUAAACAUAUUGGGAUGUAGUUAUUCAUAACGCUUUAUGUGUUUACAACAGACGUGGUCUAACAGAACACAGCAGAUACUGCUUCCAGCAUGGCAACAAGUGACGCCUGUGGCUCCUCCUACAACACUAGCUUCUGAUUCUGUGGCUGGCCCGCAGAGACUUGGAGACUGGGGGUACGUCAAAACAGUAUUUUGAUUUUGUGCUUGAAAACUAAGUACGCAACUCUGCUAUAUUUUAAUAAGGAUGUGUUUUUCUCCGUUCUCCCUAGGAAGAUGAUUCCCCAUGGCAACCAUUACAACUCGGUGAUGACACAGUCUCUGUUAACCAAUCAAAUAACUUUAUCUGCUCCUCAACCAAUCAGUGUGGGCAUUGCACAUGUAGUCUGGCCUCAGCCCACACCAACCAAGAGAAAUAAAGUGUGCCAGAACAGGUUGGUUUUAUACGGUGCCUGUGGAUCAUUUAGAUGUAAAAAAUAAUCAUCAUUCUUUCAAAAUCCCUUUAAAAAGGGGCUGUAUAUUUAUGAAUGCUGCAUGCUCGCCAAGGUAUUACACCUCAAACUAGUUUGUUUAGAACAUUUAUUUCUUUAAACAUUAAAUACUGUGUUACAGUUCAAAUUGAUCAGAAGCCUACCCGUUAAAACCAAGGGAUGGUAACAAAAUGAGAAAUAAUGUAAAGUAGCAUUUGCUGCCCUUUGAUCUUCUCUCUUCUUGUGACAAAAGUGGCUUUGACUAUAUUUAUCUGCAGAAAUAGACUUUGGUUUGGUUAUUUAAGAAUUGCAGGUAGACGCAGUUAGCAGUUCCUAGACUCAUGUGCAUGAGGAAUUGUAAAAUUUGGACUAUUGAAAAUAGAGACAUUGUAUAAUAGUCAUAAUAUGACUUAGAAUAGUAUUAAGAAUAGUCUUUCUUUUGCUGGCAGCAAGAAACACUUUAAGUGCUCUGUGGAGAAAAUGUGCCCCAUCACUACAGAAGUUAUUUACAAAGGUAUGGGACAUUUCAGUAAUGGAGAAACGUAAGACCGGGAAGGACAGUUACACUGGUGAACUAUGUUAAGUAACCCCUGAUUCAUGUCCCCUGAAGUCAGUGAACACAAUUCCUGAUGGAUUUUGAAUCUGAUUCAAAAAUGUUUAUGGUGUCCAAGCCAGCAUUUCUUCAUUCCUUCUUUCCUUUUUAAGAGAAUGGUAUCUUCAGCGUAUUGUACUACAUUUCAUUGGUAAAUCCAACUUUGAACCUUGCAUUGCAGCACCUGAACAACCCUGCUUGUGAUAUGCAAUAGUUACCUGAAACGUUUUCCAUGAUUGCUCUGGAAAACAACAUUUACAGUGUUACCUGUAUGUUCAUUGUUUUAUGUUUCAUGCGUUGAUUUAUAUUCAUUGCUGUUUCAAAGUCUUACGUUCUAGUUUGAGUCAAUUUGGGGAGGGUGAAGUAAAGUUACUGCAUUUGUUUGAUAAAGAACAUCUUUAUGACAUGUCUAAAUAAAUGUCUUCUUCGCAGGAGUAAUGUGUUACAAAAUACCAAUAUCCAAAAUUCAGCAUUUGUGUCUCCAAAGAUAAGCAAUGGAAAGGCUGAUGAGAAGCUAAGCUGUGCAGAAACACAGGACAAUUGUAACUCGGUUGGUCAGGAAAGCAACUGUUGCAAACCACCUGUCAGGCAGGACCCUGAUUCAUCUGUUUCAAACAAACAGCGACAGGCUAUCAUUAUUGCAGAUUCCCCAAGCCCACCAGUCAGUGUGAUCACCAUCAGCAGUGACACGGAUGAAGAUGAUGUGGCACAAAGGCAUUCAUUUGCAGAGUAAGUAGUAGCUUUGGGCUUAUUUUAACUUCCCUUUUCCUCAGGGUUGUGCUGGGGAGCUGGUGUUUUGGUGAUAGUAAGAGGAACUUCCUAAAUAUACAGCACCAGUACAUUCACUUGAAUCAGCUUAAAUCACUUGGAACACGGCUGCCACCUCUAGGCGGCAGGUUGUUACACCUCUUUGAGUUUACAGCUUUCAGCCUUUGUAGUAUAGCUUAGCACACAGUUGGCACUAAAUCAAUGCAGCUAGAAGUUGCAAUUGAUGUUUAGCGAGAAGUGUGCAGGAUGAAUGUUUUAUUUAUGUAUGUUUGCAUUUCAGAUGUAAAGGGAGCCUAGAUUGUGAAGCUUGCCAGAGUACGCUAAAUAUUGACCGUGUGUGUUCAUUAAGCAGUCCUGACAGCACUUUGAGCUCUAGUUCUUCUGGACAAUCCAGUCCAUCCCCUUGCAAAAGACCCAACAGGUAAGAAAUGUACAUAACUGGGUUUGAUGUCCCUGUGUGGCAAUAAGACCUCAGAGUCCCAUUUCUAAAACCUAUUUCUGGAAGCAUUCUUAAGCAUAGUGUAAUGUUUACAUAGUGUAAUGUUUUGAUCAUACCUGCCUCAACAGAGGUUUCUCUCUGUAUAUGUGACAAUGCUUCUGUGCACUGGAUUUUUUGGAACAAGGGUUAGGGUAAUAAGGAGAAGCCUUAGUAUGCCGGAUAUUGCCUGUCACUGUUAGCCUUCUGUAAAGUCUUGAUAAUUCUGUUAACAUAACUGUUUGGAUAGAUAGAUAUAUUAUUUGAGUAUGUGGAUGAAUCAUUUCCCAUCAAAUAUCUGUUAAGUGAUUUUACAGUAAAAAAAUAUCAAAAAUAAAACCAUCCCCUAUGUAAAAACAAUUACAAAUCCAGUACAGAGAUUGUCACUUAAAAGGCUUGUUUAAAAAGGAAGGUCUUCCAUAGGCAGUGGGGGAAAAACCAUAGAAAUGGAGCCUUCCUGAUAUUUAAUGUUUGGUUAUGCCAAUCAUAUCGUUUCUGAAGAUAGAAAAUAAUGAAUCUUAAAGAUAAUGGUCAGCAGCACCUUUCUAUUAUUGUAUGCCCAACUGAUUCUGUGGUUUUCUUGUAAUCUAAUGGUGAUAGAUCAGUUGCAUCACUAUUUCUUGGAUAUAAAUUUAAAUCCACUGUUGAGUUAAAUAAUUAAGUAUUGCAGAGCGAACUCAAAUGAGCAGCUCUGUGCAGUUGUGAAAAUCAUGGAUUUGUAUCAUUUUAAAGAUCCUCUAUAAAAUUACCUUGCUGCCCUGACAACGAUUGCCAUGACAACUGUGCAACCCUAAUUAAAAAGAUGAAAGGAAUUGCUAGGGCUGAGCCAGAUGUCCUCCAGUGAAUAUUUCUGACAUGCAAAAGGGGCUUCACCACCUCCAAUUGUUAAGAUUAAAGAGUCCCCCCAAGCUUACAUUUUUAAACUUGGUUUGUAGUCCUAAUCAGCUACAGAAUUGGUGUCACUUUUUAUUUGAAAGAUAACCCUUUCCUACCUAGCAGCAGUAACAUAGAUAUGCAGCUAUUCAGAUUUGGCUACAUGACAUCACUUAGGGUAAAUGAAGUUAAUUUAGCUUUAGAGUGAUGUUACAGUUACUAGAAUGGAUAAUAAAUGGCAAUGAAGUUGCAGCUUUAUUGGGGUCUGCAACAGGGUUGCUGCCAUCUGAAUGAUGGUAGGUGGAAUAUACAUGGACACUACCUGUGUUUUGGUUGGGUGCAUCUACUUCCCUUCCCCAAGGUGUGGUCUGCUGGCAGAAUUAAAGUCUUUUCUGGUGUGAGUGCCACCAGAAAUCGACCAGCAGUCAAAUUGGUGGAUCAGGGCUGAUAUUUAUUUUACUGUUAGUUUAUUUCAUUUUAAAACAUUUAUAGGCUGAAUUUAGGUGUAAAACUCUCAAGGUGGCUUCAAUAAUUAUGCAGUAAAAUAUCAACAGUAUUUUCCAAACACCAAACAAUACUAAAUCUAGCAGUAUGAAACAUCCAGCCCCCCCAAAGAAACCUUAACUAUUACCAAAACCAUCAGCAACAAGAGAAAACAAUAAACAAAACUAAAUACACAUGCUGUCUGCCCUUUCGUCAUAAAAACUUAGAAGUUGCUUAAAACCAGUGACUAGUGAAAAGUGGUCUUGGGGAGAGUGAAUUGGGAUAAGAGUGCAGCAUCUCCAUUCAUAAGUAUUGGUUGAUUUCUUGGGGAAAGGUACAUUUUAUGUACAGAUCUGAAGCUCCUUGGUUUUUUGAAGAUGUCCACACUUUCCCUAGUAGUUAGUUUAUAGAAUGAAACUUGGAUUGAUUUUGGAAAGCUGGAAGUUUAGAGUCAAGAACUUCAGCUCUCCUGUUUAAACUUAAUUUUUCCCGUUUUUAUUUUGUUUUGUUUUUGGAUGUUUGCUGCAAAAGGAAUGAAUGUGAUGUACCCUUCAUAAUGCUGCUUUACUUUAUUUCUGUAGUAUGUCAGAUGAUGAACAAGAAAGUGACACUGUGGAUGGUUCUCCCAGUUCAGAGUCUUCAGGCCAUGACAGUCCAUUCCUAGAAAAUAGUUUUGCAGAAGACACAAAUGAAAACCCAGAAACAAGAACCUCAGCUAACUUGGAAGCCAAACCAGCUGUCUGUACUGUGGUGGUCCCACCAAUGAGGAUAGAGAACAGGUUAAAUGCAGAUGAGCAAAUUACAAAUGCAGGUAAUUGGUGCUUAUGUGUUUUCUGUGCUGGCCACGUUUUGUUCAAUGUAGAUUGCAUGAAUGGAGGACCACCUGGGUAACAGAUCAUUUCCUGUCUCUUCUCCUGUAUCCUCAAAAACCCUCUCUGGGGGGGACGGGACUCCUUUGAAUAGUAUGGAUUGUGGGGUGGGGUCUUUAUGCAGAGGAGUGAGUCACUGAAAUCUGUGCAGAGACACACUUGCAGAUAUUUCUGUCCAAUUUUCAUGGACUGCUAUCUCUGCUUGGUUCUGCAUGCACCCCAGUGAAAAUAGGGCACACACCAUGCAAGAUUUCGCCCUGUGGUUUUCAACAAUUUCUUCCUCUGCCUGAAUCCUCACAGGCUACAGCCUAAGAGGGUCUCCUGGCCCUCCAGAGAGGUUUUUUGGGGUGCACUUCCCCCCCGAACCAAUAAUAAUAUGGGAUGUGUGUGGUUUGUUAUCUUCUCCCUUGAAUGUUCUAAUGUUUUAUAGUUUUAAUGUUUACCAUUAAGAUGAAUAAAGUGAAAACAUUAGAAGCAACCCUGAUGUAUCCUAUGUUGAUCUUUUCAUAUUUUGCUAGUUACCACCUGUCAACCACUGGUAAAACGCCGAUCUGCCCGUAUAAAAACAAACCAUCCUUCUGGCUUGGGCAAUCGUCAACGAAAAUUGAUAUCAGCAUUCCAUCAACAGCACUCAAACCUCAGUCAGGUAUGUAUGUAAAUAUUGCAAUGUAGAGAUAUUUUUAUUAGUUCAGAUAUUUUAAUGUUGAAAUCUACUGCACACACAUGACUCAAACCCACCCCCACUACUUCAUCUAUCUUUCAUACUGACCUUUGUUAACUAUAAUUUUAAUCAAACUAACCAAAGAGAAACUUUCAGACUGGUUGAGAUAUCAGGUAGAGACAAUUAACAUGCAGUAUGCUGGGCUUCCUCGAAGUCUAAAUAGCAACUGCAGUGCAUACAUAGUUUGAUAUCCCAGUUCCUGAUGGUGGAGUAGACCACUACAAACAUAUGACAUCAAUCUUCCAGAGUCUGCAUUUGACACUCUAUUUCUUUUCUAGCGUAACACAAGAUUCUGGUUUGGACCUAAAGCUCUAAAUGGCUUUGAACCUACCUAUCUAAGGGGCUGCCAUUCUUCUGUAGAUGCUUUCCUGAGGAUACCUUUUACACACCAGAUAAUACUGAGGACUCGUACAGUGGUAUUUUCUGUGAAUGUUGCGAGUGGUUAAGCAUACAGCAAGAAAUUGUAUCUACACGUACAUUUUGGGCGAUAUUCUGUUAAUGAGUCCUGUCAGUACAAGCAUUUCACAAUGGGAUUUCCCCCCUUCUCUGCCUGUGUAGGCCCAUGUCCUCACCGAGUCUGUUCCAGAGAGUUGGAAACAGAUUUGGUGGGUGGGUGGAGGGUGGGAGGAGAGGGCUAUAACUUCCCAUUUCCCAAGCAGAAAUGUUUGCUCCGACAGAACGUUUGCCUUACUGCUUUCUUUGAUUCCAUCCAUUGUGUUCAAGUCUGAGAGCGCCUUCAAAAAGUUGUGUAGGAGCUGCUCCUUCAUAGUUAUGUUUUUUUUUUCUUAAAUAAGAAAGAGGAUUAAACAAAGCCAUUGAGAAAAGUUAAUUUAAUUCAAAUACUGGCUCUGGCAAUACCUUGAAAGGCCGCAGUAUAUGUGACAUGACCACAACGGCAUGGAUAAGUGGGACUUGUGUGAUUUGCCCUACUUGCGUAGUUGUGAUAUUUACAUUGGGACAUGCAUACACAUACACCAUAGUUGUGUAGGAGAACACACACACACACACACACACACACACACACACACACACACACAUAGUAUGGUUCAUUUGAAUGUGAAAGUGGGCCAAAGUCUAAGUGUUACCCAGUAAGUUUUGUUUUGUUUAAGCAUAUUUGCUGGUGCUUUGGAUCAGUGUGGAUCUGGUUUAUUCAUGCAUUCAUUUGUGUUUUGUGCUACAAAAUUUGUGACUUAUGUGUGCUUGUUUUCAACUCAUAGAUAAGUUUUCUAGAAGUCUCAUGACUAUAUUGAGAAGCAUAACUUAUAAUUUGGUUAUUCAUACAUUCAUGAGUUUGUAGAUUCCUUUGAAAAAAAUCUAGUUGAAAUUCUCUCAUUGUAUUUCCAUAUAUAGGUGUGCACAAUAUCAUUUGUGAUGUUACAUAUAGAUUGGUUUUAAGGGGCAGGGUUCAAGAGAGAAACUUCAAAACUAAUAUAGUCAAAUUUACCUGAAGGUAUUCUGAACUGCCUCUCCUAUUGCAUCACAUAUCCAGUGUCAGAUAAUGUGAUCAAUAAUUCAUAUAAAAAGCUUUGAGCUUCUUAAUUCAUAAUGCCAUACAUCAUAGUCUAUAAAUUGUUCUUAUAAUAGGGGACAUUAACUGUUGGCUCUCAAGCCAUUCACAUGAGAGGUCUUGUCUAAUUCCCAGUUGCCAGAACUAUUUUGUUUUCCACUUUCCGCCAGUCCCAACAUUAUAAGAUGGGGUGGAACAGAAGAUAGGCUGUUCUUCCUGUCACAGUAUGAGGAUUUUGGGGUCACCAGGUUCAGAAUAGGAGAAAAAACACAACUGCACACAAUGGAUUUGGAUUUGCAAAUGAAAGAGCUCCUUCCAUUCACAGACAGAACUGUGAUUUAGUGGAGGCUUCUAUGGGGGAGGGGGGAGAGAAGAAGGAAAGCGAUUUUCCAAUUUCUCCUUCCCCUAGAGCCUCCAGUGCCGCCUCUCACAUGGUUCCAGAGGGUCCUCCAACCCUCUAGGGUAGCUUUUCAGAGGGCUGUAGAGGGACAGACAUAAGUAAAAAUUGCCUGCUCCCCCCUUCAGUGGGAAUAUUCUAUGAUCAAAGUUUCACUUAAAGAAACUCUGGAUCCAGGUCAACAAAUAUUAAAAUUAGGAGCUGUAAUUGCUGCAGUACGUGUUGACCAACACUAAUUUGCAUGGCUUUAAAAAGGAAUGGACAAAUUCAAGGUGGAUAAUUCCGUCAGGCUAUUCCAAUCCUAACUAGAUGGAAACUCUAUAUUCAAAGAUUAUAUACCUCUGAGUACCAGAUGGUGGGGACAAACUGAGGAUGAUUUUCCUCAUGCCUUGCUUCUAAUCUUCUCAGAAGCAUCUAGCCCAGGUGUCUUUAAGCUUUUCAGACCAACGACCCACUUCCAACCCAAACAUGCAUUUGGGGACCCAUUUCUUAACCUUUUACCAUAUAUUUGCAUGGUGAUAGUACUCCUGUUGUGUGACCCACCUUGGGUCAGGCUGUGACCCACAAGUAUGGCCCCAUCCCACCAGCUGAAGACCACUGAUCUAGCUGACCAUUUAUGGGAACAAAAUGCCAAACCAGACGACCCCUUGGUUUGAUCCAGCAGCGUAGUUCUUAUGCUUGUGGGGUGGUGGACAUAUAUGACCACAAGGAGGUGGAGGAAGCCCAUCCCCAAAGAUGUUUCAGGCAGCGUUGGUGGGAACAGAAGAAAGAUUGUUUAGAUGUGAUAGCUGUCCACUUUGGAGACGGGGGAAUCUUGUAUUUACUACUUGAAAUUAACUGCAGUUUCUCUUGAGACAGGUUCAACACUUUGGAUCUGGGUCUCAGGAGUGGAAUGGAAACUGUGGUCAUUGGAGACAGCAGGCUUAUAUCCCAGCUAAUGUUGCCAGUCAUGCAUUCUCCCUUCAACAUGGAAGUCCCACUCAUACCUCAGUCCAUGCACAUUUGGCUGGAAGUACACAUCUUGGAGGACAGCCUGCUAUUCUGCCGUAUCCAUCAUCUGCGCCCCUCACUACUGCUGCUCCCGUUGCCCACAUCCUAGCCUCACCAUGUACCUCAAGACCGAUCUUACAGCAUCCCACUUACAGUAUCUCUCAUCAUGGUGGCCUAGUUCACCAGGUCCCAGUGGGAAUAAAUCCCCGACUGCUACCUUCCCCAACCAUCCACCAGACUCAGUACAAACCAAUUUUCCCACCACAUUCUUACAUUGCAUCACCUGCUUACACAGGAUUUCCAUUGAGUCCAACGAAACUCAGCCAGUAUCCAUUUAUGUGAGAACUCAAGUACGCUGACAGAGCUCAGUGAUACAUACAUGUGAUUUGAGAGGAAAACAUGGUAUUUAAUAAAUAUUAGCCAUGGCACAACAAAAAGAUAUUUUUUUUAAUCAUGUUAGACUUGGGUGCAAUUUAAACAACCUUGAGCUUUAACUCACUUUUAAUGUGUUUUUGCACAUUUGGUAUAAAUUUGUCUUUAGUCAUGUUAUCUUCUUAUAGAGUAACUCCAGACAGGUGACUUAUGGGAGCAGAAAUCCAGUUUUGCUCCUACUAUUUUUUAUAAAAUUGCCUUCUAACUAGUGCGAGACACGUCUACAUUUGGGAAGCCAUUGAGUGUACAGAUUUAGAGCAACAGAUGCACAUGUGUCAUCAGUAUCAUGUAUGAGUAACUUGUUUGUAUUAUGUAUCUUGGUGUUCAGUGUCGAGUCACUUAUCUAAAAAAGGUUGAGCUGUUCUUCACAUUGCAUGUGUCCUUUGCAUGGGCAAAAACAAAGUUGCCUAGAAAUUUGCUCUUAAAUGUUGGUGUCCUAAUAAUCUCAGCUGCAUUGUAAACUGUUCCCACACAUAGUGCCUUAAAUAUUUGAGGUUGUUAAUGUUACUAUAUUAUAAAUGUUGAGGACUGCAGCACUUAACAUUCAGUUUUGCUGAUUAUUUCAUAGAGUUAUGCGCUCUCUCUCUCUCUCUCUCUUUUUUUUUAUUUGUGUGUGGUAUGAUUUUAGUAUAGGUUGUGAUUUCUUUAUCUAGGGGACAGCAUGUUUUGCUGUAGCUGAAUUUUGCUGUCUAAUAUUUCCCCCCAAAUGAUCAGCUUCAUGGAAAGCAUUUUGUAGUUCAUAGGAAAAGUUGAUUCAGUAGCUGUUGAGUUAAAAAAAUGGUGUUUUAUACUGUUCAGUGGAACUGCAAUACAAUCUAAGUAAUUUAUUUUCAAAGUGUUUAAGUCCAACUGGAUUUUAAUAACCUGUUAGAGGUGCAGUAGGCAUGACUUGGCUAGAUUAUGAAAGAAAAAAGCAAAAUGCUCAUUGAUUCAUGCUGUGGUUUCAUCUUAGCUUGAGCAAACCAUGCAGUAUUUAAUAAAUAGUAGCAGAAUAUUUACUAUUGAAGCUUGAAAAGGUGUGAGUACUUUGUGUGCAAUUUUUCAUUUAUGCAUGGGAGAGAUUUUAGCCUUUUUACAUCUAGUAUUUGUUCUAGCCUUUUUUGGGGGUGGGGGUAUUUUCUUAUUUAAUACAUUCCGUCAGGGACAACAAAUUACAUGCAUUUUCCCCUCUAGGAAGUGCAUCAUUUCUCUCUGUGUGUGUGUGUGUGUGUGUGUUUUUUUUUUUGUUCUUGUUCAAAUAAGAUUGCUUUUGCAGCACCAAAGACUUAAUCAUCCAUUUCCUAUUAAAAGGUAGCUACUUUUUUCAUAGACCUCAAGUGUAGUGAUAGGGAUGGGUUUUAAAAGGAGGGUAUUAAAGUGAGGUUGUGUUUUAGCUUAUGAGGCAAGUAAUAAAUUGUAUCAUCUAUCUUGAAUGUAUCAUAGAUAAGCUGCUAUAUAAUGAUUGCCACUUCAGAUAGCUGUGAAAUUAGGUGAUUUAACUAGUUCUUACCCUUCUAAUUUCUGUAUAAGUCUAAUGACAUGAAAUGGAAGUAUGGGGUUGAUUUUGUUUUUGUUUGCUUUCAUGUUUGGAGUGUUGUAACUACUAUAUUGUAAAUGAUGGAAGACAAUUGCAUAUGUUAUUUUGGGGUGUGUUAUUUGCAUCAGUAUUUUAUCUCCAUUAACUAUCAUUGCAUAUAAAUGGGUGUAUCCAUGUAAUUUAAUUUGUAUGUGUUCAUAUUGACAUUGUGUAGACACUUAAGAAAACUAUCUUGGUGGCUUGACUUAACUUUUUUUUUAUAUAAACAGAGAUUCUGGAAUACAGUUAUUGCAGCAUAGACUGGAAUAGGAGUGCAAAGGGUUUCUCUCAAGCACAAUCCUAGGCAUGUUUACUUAAAAGUAAUUCCCACAGAGUUCAGUGGGCAUUACUUCUAGGAAAGUGUGAGGAUUGCAGCCUCAGCAGUCUAACAGCUGAUAGAGUUUUUCUUUGUUCCAUUAACACAAGCAGUGUUUUAUUUAAUGAAUGUCUAAGUGGAAAAAAAUGUGCCUACAUUUGAUUUACUUUUCAGGACUGAAAUACAGCAGUAUUAGUUGACAGAAACCAAAACCAGCAGUACAUUUUAAUGGCUGAAUAUGGAAAUAAACCCUAACCCUUUCUCACAACUCUUAGGCCACAGUCAGAGAGCUGCAGCUUUGCAUGACCAGGUGGGGCUUUAAAUUGCCCUGUGUCAUGUAACCUCCCCCCGCCCACAAAAAAAAAUCACUUCUGACAGUUGGAAAAGCUUAAAACCCAGCUUUGUGAUAAUGGCAUGGAAGAGUUGCUGUUCAUAUGAAAAGAGUGACAGGUCCCUCUGAGUGCAGACAUGCUCUUGGGCACACUAAAGGAGUAUUCUGGGUUUUUCAUAAACUGUUUUAUGUGUUUUGUAGAAAUACAAAUGUGUGUCUCUAUCAAAUAAAGACAAGAAUAACGUGAUCUAAUUUGAAACCUUUUCAGCAUAUAUUGAAGCAGAUGGAAUCAAGAAAAUAAUCAAGCAGAUUUUGUCAUGUUCCUUAAUGUUUAUGGUUCAAUAAAUUCCUCUUUUCUGUUAACUCCUUGGUGUUGAGAAUGGCAUUUCUUGGUGCUUAUCUCCAUUGCUGGCAGUGGACGCAUCAGGAGCCAUGAGCACCAGAAGUUAGCUUACUUUUUCUAUAAUUGUCACCAAAUAAAAAUGAAAAUGUAUUCUCUUAAUUUACUUGGACCUGUCUUGCUCUGUAGAGUAUUUACUAUGUUUUAAAUUGUGUUUGGGAUACAAAGCUAAUGUACUUGAUACAUUACACCAUGUCAAACAUAGAACCGCUUCUAAGAGUAAUACCCCAAAGGUAGCCUCUGACUCCUAGCAUAUUGCAAAAGAGCAAAUAUUUUUUACUUUUCAGAAGUGAUAAAUUAAGUUCUGCCACAAUUAGCACUGAGCAUUAAUGUGCUACUCAACAACCAGUUCUGCAAUGAGCAUUGCAGUGAAGGACUAGAUCUUCUGCCCUCUCUCAGGCUAUACUCUGCAGUUGCACAGCAAAACAGUUCUGUUGACUUUGGCUGCAGCGGAAUAAUUUAGCUGUGGGAUAACCUACUUAUGGUUGCUAUGGCUUUAGGAGGGCUAAGGGUCUGUCCAGACAAAAAAUUGGUGUAAAUCUAUGGUCAAUGUAAUCCCAUAUAUACAUCUUAUUCUUCUGAUGCCUUUUAAAUAAAACACUGCACGAUAACAAAAUUGCAUACGAUUUUCAAUUUGGAAAUUUAAUUUUUAUAUGAAUCCCUUGUAUUCAGUUUUUAACUUUAAUUCAGGGUGUGUUAUUGAUCAAAUAUACUACUGUAUUAACUAAUUAUUUUAUUUUUAAUUUUCAAAUAUUCUGUAUUUACAGCUAAUUUUAACUUGGUUUGUGUUCGGUAAAUGCUAAAAUCACACUGCAAGCUGUAGAAAGAUUUGUUUUAGAACUAAUAUAGAUUUGGUUACUAAGUUUGAACUGUUACAGUUUAACAAUUAUUUGUAGACUUGUGGCUUUUUUGUUCUUGAUUUCUGUGCUACACUAGUUUGCCAUGUAGCAAUUGCACUGUGCAAUAUUACAAUAAGAGGACUGGGAAAAUUUUUAUGUAUGUAAUGUUUCCUACAGUUUGCGAUAGUAUUUCUCUCUAGUUCUCAGUGAUUUAAAUGUGACCAAGCCUUCUGUACUUUGUCACAAAAAGCGGGUUUUCCAGGUGACUAUUUUGGUGAGUGUCAAAAUAAGAAUUUAUGGUGUAUUACUGUCAAGAUUCACUUUGAAUUAAAAUAUAUAUUGCAGCA
Podarcis lilfordi (Lilford's wall lizard) is the source of this 64457-nucleotide messenger RNA. NCBI's taxonomy places the organism in Eukaryota, Metazoa, Chordata, Lepidosauria, Squamata, Lacertidae. The record is from the annotation of a GenBank genome assembly.